AUGGCUGGUAAUGUAGUGUCUCCUUUGUUGGAUGGUGAUCUGGACACUAGGAGAAUUCCGGCAUCAUUUUCUAAUGACAUUACUGGACCUCGUUUGUUGCUAUAUGAUUUGGAUUUGGAUAGUGGAGAGUUGAUAAUGACAUUUGAUGAACCAGUUGACGUUUCAUCUCUUGAUGCAACGGGAAUCACCGUCCAGUCAAUGUCACAUUUGAGUUCAAUCUCGCAGUUGUACUACACUCUUACUGAUGGAAUGUCCAUGUCUUCUAAUGGAGAUAUCAUUGAGAUCCAGUUGUCACCAACUGACUUGAAUGAGAUCAAGUCUAGAGCUUCACUGGCAACUUCUAAAGCCAAUUCAUUUCUUUCAGUGACAAAUACAACUAUUAGUGACUUGUCUGUACAGAUAAAUGGCAUGCAGACGAUCUUGAGUUCAUCAGGACUGCAAGUUACUUCAUUUUAUAGUGAUGUUACUCGUCCAGUGUUGUCUUCGUUUGAUGUCGAUCUGAAUGUGCAUAAGUUGACGUUGAGUUUCUCAGAGCCUGUUCUUGUGUCCACGUCAUUUAAUCUCUCAAAGAUCACAUUGCAAUCUACUACUAAUGGGAGUCAGGAAUCUCUCACAAUUACUGGAGGGAGCAUUGAGUCUGAUGUUAAAGAUGGAGCACAAACUGUUACAUUUACUCUUGCAGACAGUGACAUUGUGGCUUUGAAACAAAACCAGAAGCUAGCAACUUCACAAGGCAGCACUUUUUUGUCAGCAUCUGUUGGUUUAGUUGAAGACAUGAGUGGUAACGUUAUGGGUCUUCUGCCCUCUUCAGCUGCUCUGCAAGUGAAAUCCUUCAUUCCUAAUACAACACCACCUCGGUUGAUAUCUUUCUCACUUGACAUUGACUCUGGUGUUUUGAGUAUGACUUUUGAUGAUGUUGUGGCUCCUUCUACUUUCCAACCUGAAGCUGUCACGCUACAAAAUUCGUCUCAGAGUUAUCCUUUAUCUAAAGUUUCUCUGACAAGUGGAAGUCGUAUAACCAGUUCCAAUGGCUUUACUAUAGAUGUACAAAUUUCAGAUGACGAUCUGAAUGAGGUGAAGAAAGUCAGAACGAUGGCCACUUCAAUACACAACACAUUCAUUGUAAUUGGUGCUCAUCUGAUUGACAGCGUGACAGGAGUAGAUGCAUUGGCUAUUACAGAUGGCAAGGGUCUUCAAGCAAGUGACUUCAAAAAUGAUGAAACUCGACCCACACUGACAGAUUUUGAUCUAGAUGUUGAUGCUGGCAUUCUUCAUUUGUUCUUUUCAGAAACUGUUGAUGUUCGAAAGUUUUCUCAGUCAACAGUGAGUCUUCAAACGGGAAAGACUUUGUCAGAUAAUUUUACAUUAUCAGCCAGUGGGACUUUGGUACCAGAUAAUGCAUCACCAAACGUGGAUAUCAAUCUUGACAUUAAUGAUUUGACUUUGGUUAAGAAAAAUGAAGGUCUUGCUACUCAUGUGAAUAACACUUGGCUGACAAUAUCGGAGUUGACAGCUGUUGAUAUGAAUGGCAACAGAGUAGUGCCACUUCCCAAUGGAAAUGCGUUAAACGUGAGGAGUUUCACUGAGGAUUUAACACAACCAGUGUUGACUACUUUUGAUUUGGAUUUGAAUACUGGAGUGAUCAGUUUGCAGUUUGAUGAGAUUGUGGAUGCAAGUUCAUUUGAUGUCACACAGUUGACUCUGGUGAAUCAUCGUAAUCUUAUUACACAGAAAUUGUCACUGGUUACAAGUAUAUCGUCACAGGACGACUCUCAAACUAUUAUUAUCACAUUGUCAAAGUCUGAUUUCGAGGGGUUGAAACAAAUGCCAGAUCUUGCUUCUCGUGUAGCAAACACUUUCCUAAUGGCAACUAACUCAACUGUAAAAGACAUGAAUAACAACUUGCUCACACUCCUCUCUGCCUUUCGUGUCUCCUUGUUUAUCGAUGACACAACACCUCCAUUUCUCCUUUCAUUUUCUCUUGACAUGACAAUUGGCAAGCUAACUCUUCAGUUCAGUGAAACAGUGCAUGCUAGGACAUUAGAUUCUACACAGCUAACGAUACAAAACACUCAAAGCGGAGGCACACUCAAUGCGUACACACUGACGGGAGGAGUUGGAUCAACUAUUGAUUCUACAGAGAUUGUCCUCAUUCUCAGUGUUCUUGACUUGAAUGCUCUAAAGCUUGACAGCCAACUUGCUACUGCAGCAUCAAACACAUUUUUGGCUAUGACUUCUGAUGCUAUUCAGGAUAUGCGCUAUUCUGCAGGCAACAAAGUACAAGGAAUACCAACUUCAGCUGCUGUGAAGGUUAGCAACUACAUUUCAGACAGGGUAAGACCAUCUUUGGUGUCUUUUGACUUGAACUUGGAUAGCAGGUUGUUGUCAUUGACUUUUGAUGAAACAGUGAAGGCAUCGACAUUGAGUGUUAAAGACAUAACGAUACAAAACAAUGCCUCAUCGUCUCUAACUAGUGCCACACUCACUGCUGCCAGCUCAUCAAGCAGUAGUGAUGGCACAGUUAUAGUCAUUGGACUUGCAAGCAGCGAUUUUAAUCAAGUUGCAUCUCAUCUGUCUCUUGGUACCAUGCCUGACAAUACAUUUCUAUCAAUUACAAGUAAUAUGAUAGAAGAUAUGAAUGGCAAUGCAGUUAAAGAAAUCAGCCAUUUAAAUGCUUUGCCAAUCACAAGUCAUAUGGCAGAUACAUCACAACCAAGUCUUGAAUCGUAUGGUUUAGACAUGGACAGUGGUCUUGUGACACUGACUUUUUCGGAGCCAGUUAGUUUAGCUUUGUUUCAGCCAAACCAACUUACUUUUCAAUCAAGUCAAUCUAAUGCAUCAGUGAUGUACGUGUUAACAGGUGGUGCUGCCACCCAAACAGUUACCACGACUGUUACAUUGCAGCUCACAGAAAAUGAUCAAAACAAACUUAAGAGUUUUCUAUCACUUGCAACUGCUAUUACUGAUACAUUCCUGUCCAUCACUUCAAGCACAGUGAAUGACAUGAAUGAGAAUCCAGUCAUUGCUGUCUCACCUAACAAUGCCCUUCGUGUUCGGCAAUAUGUCAGUGACACCACAGCUCCAAGACUUAUCCACUUUGAUUUUGAUCUGAAUAGUGCGCAAUUGUUUCUUACAUUUGAUGAAACUGUUCUCACAAAGUCAAUUGAUGCAACCCAGUUGACUUUACAGGAUGCAGUAUUAGUGAAUCAAGCAUCAUAUGAACUCACUAAUGUGGCUGUUUCAGGUCAAGAUGAUACUGAAGUUAGUUUGUUUCUUAGCCAGACUGAUUGGGAUGAAGUUACACGACUUCCUUUGUGUCAGUCGUCUGUUGACUGUUUUUUGACAAUCACAUCAUCUUUUGUUACUGAUGCAGCAGACUUACCUGUUGUUCCUCUGACAGAUGGUUCUGCUCUUUCUGUGAGACAACUGACUAGAGAUCGUACCAAUCCAAUGUUUGCUCAAUUUGAAACGUUGGAUCUUGAUAGCGGUGAACUUGUAUUGUCAUUCUCUGAGACAGUCAAUGUAUCAUCAAUCAAGUUUGAUGGGUUGUUUCUUAGCAAUUCUUUUGUGAAUGCAUCUGGGACAUUGUCAUUGACUGGUGGGUCGACAAUUAGCAGUGAUGGAACUCGUGUUGUUGUCUCUCUUACAUUAUUUGAUCUAAAUUAUCUUAAGUUAGACACAAGGCUGUGCACAGUUAGCACAAACUGUUGGAUUCGGAUUGACUCAAGCUUUAUUCAAGAUAUGUCUGGAAAUACAAUUAUCUCUGUUGUACCUGGAAGUAGUGGCUCUUGGCUUCAACCUUCUUCGUUCAUUUCUGAUAGUACAUCACCCCAAUUGGUAAGCUUUGUUGUUGACAUGAACGAGGGAAUUUUACGUAUGACAUUUGACGAAGUUGUUGAUUUAAAAUCAUUUCAGCCAUUGCAUCUCACCAUACAAAACAGUCAUGAUGGCACUGUAUCAGUGUCUGUUGCAUCAUUUGGUCCUGAAGUUUCUUCACGAAGUGAUGAUGGUUUGGUCAUAACUCUAACACUGACAACAGAUGAUGCAAAUGCACUGAAGUCUGUAGAAGGUCUUGCAACUUCACGUGCAGAUUCAUUUAUCGUUUUCAACUCUAGUUUAGUGAGUGAUGUUAGUGGUAAUGGUGUACAACCAAGAAGAGAUGGCAUCAACACAUUACAAGCAUCUUCAUUUCUUUCAGAUGUGACUAGACCUCGUGCUAUAUCUUUCACAGCAUUAGAUUUAAAUGAUGGAUUUCUGAGAUUGUUGUUUGAUGAGCCAGUAUCACUUGCCAGCAUCUUGCCUGCUGAGCUUUCUAUUCUCUCUGUGGUAUUUCCAAAUGAAAGUCACACAUUGACUGGUGGUGAAGUCUCUUAUGUCAAUAUUGGAAAGAGAGAAAUAGAAGUUGCUCUCAACCAAUUCGAUCUAAAGACUCUUAAACUGAAUGAGCUAGUUGCAACAUCUGAUUCUGAUACUCAUCUUUCUUUAACAAACAGUACAGUCACCGAUGUGUCAGGCAAUAAGGUCACACCAGUAUCUACAGACAAUCCAUUGCCACUGGUACGUGGAGGAUUUACUGCUGAUUCAACGGCUGCAUACUUGGAGAGCUUUUCAUUGGACAUGGACUCUAGUAUGAUUUAUCUCACUUUUAGUGAUGUAAUGGAUGCAAGUAGUGUGGAUGUCUCACAACUCACUCUGCAAGGUGAUAUGGUUGGAAAUGUGUCUUACACACUGUUAGCUAAUAAAGCUUUGCCGGUUGAUGGCAGUGAUGGAAGUGGUUCUGGUUCAGGAUCAGGAUCAGGACAGGCAACUGUAAUGCCAACAGAAGCCACAAGAAUUGAUCCAGAUGAUUAUGUUAUAAUUGCUGAGCUAAGCGACUCUGACCUUAACUCGUUGAAGAUUAACACUUUACUUGCUACAGCUCAAGCUGAUACCUACUUGAGUCAUACGUCUGAUUUUGUCAAAGACUUGGAUGAUCGAAAAUCUAUCCCAAUCUCUGCCGUUUCUGCUCAACAGGCUGCGUCAUAUUUUCGAGAUGAGACUGUCCCUCAGUUGUUGUCAUUUAACCUGGAUAUGGAUGCUCAAAGUUUGGAACUGACAUUUAAUGAGCCUGUCAAUCCCUUAACUUUGACCGGUUCAAGGAUAACAAUCCAGAACUAUCAGAACACAAGCACAACACACUUACACAACAUGUUCCACACUUUUACCGGUGGUGAAGCGGCACACAACCAGACUGGCAGUUUAUCUCUUACCGUCUUGCUAAAUGACUUUGAUUCCAACACUUUGAAGUCACAAUUAGACCUAGCUACUGAUGUCAACAACACGUAUUUAACCUUGGAAAGUGGUGUGUGUGAAGACAUGAGUGGCAAUCCCUCGGCUGAGCUAGCUGGCUUAGCACUACAAGCCAGUGCUGUAAAGGAAGAUACAAUGCAACCAGAACUGCUCUCUUUUGACAUUGAUCUCAAUGGCAACUUUCUCAAAUUGAGUUUCUCUGAGGCUGUUGUUACAUCAACAUUCAACACAACUGAAAUCACUCUACAGAGUCAGCGUCAUAAAGUGGCAGGAACAAAGAACAUCACACUGUCUGGUGGUCGGAUUAGAGGCUUGAAUGUGCAGUCAGUGAUUCAGGUCUACUUCACUGGAUACGAUACAAUGCUAUUGAAACAAGAUGAUCUUGCUUUAGCCAAGUCUAGACAAGACACUUUCUUGACUUUCACAGAAACCACUGCUGAAGACUUCGUUGGGUACCAUGUUGUUCCGAUUACAUCAGACAAUGCUGUCCAAGUGACUACCUAUCAAGAAGACUUGACAUGUGUUGGAAUCCGAACAGCAGAGUAUGUGCCAGAUACAACAAGCCCUGAACUGGAACGAUUCUCUGUCAACAUGUCAUCUGGAGAAAUCACUUUCUAUUUCUCAGAGACAGUAGACAGGACGACUUUCAGCUUUUCUGGACUUACAUUUGUAGACACAGAUGGCCUUCCAGAUAGUCAGCACCCUGUUGCUAACAAUGGUACUGUUCUGAAUAACAAGAACACACCAAUUGUCUCUGUUCUGCUGCACAUUGAUGAUCUAAAUGCGUUGAAGAACGACGAGGGUUUGUUUACUAAACUGGGUUCUUCACACUUAACACUGACAGGCAACACUGUGUUUGACAUGGCAAGUAAUGCCAUUGUCCCGAUUUCAAUUACUAGCGCAGUAAGGACAUUUCAAUACACUCCAGAUUACAUUGGACCUGAAGUGGUUGGGUUUAGUCUUGAUAUGAACAGUAACCAGUGUGUACUUACAUUUAAUGAACCCAUUGCAAUUGAUCAGUUUGAUCCAACUGCUCUCACGUUUCAGAAUGGACUGUUGUCAUCUCGCAAUUACACUCUAACUGGAUCAACUCGCAAGACAGUUAGUGACAAUGGACUAGAAAUCCAGAUUGAUCUUCUAACUGUUGAUGCAAACCAGAUUCGAGCAUAUGAAGAUCUUGCUACGUCACAUGAUAACACGUUUAUUACAUUUACAUCAACACUUGUGCAAGACAAGAGCGAUAAUUUUGUUAGGCCUCGAGAGUCUUCAUUUCUAGCCAUUAAUGUUACAUCAUUCAUUUCUGACAAUACAGAUCCAAAAGUCACAUCUUUUUCACAACUAGACUUGGAUGAAGGUGUGCUGCGGAUAUCGUUCAACGAACCUGUUGAUUUAGAAUCUGUGCAGUUUGAAAAGAUCAGUCUGCAAUCUCUGUCUACGGGUGGUACCAUUGUUUCUCUGUCUAAUGGCACAGUAUUCUACGUUGAUGACGUUGUGAAGCAAGAGAUUGAAAUCAGGCUGUCAAAAUCUGAUUUGAAGACUUUGAAACUUGACACCACAAUUGGCACUUCACCAUCUAAUUCCUUUCUCAAGAUGUUUGCUGGUGCCAUCAAUGAUACUAAUGGUAAUCCAGUUGUAGGUUUAGCUUCUGCCAUUCAGCUUGCAGCUGUAGGUUUUAUUCCUGACACAACUGGUCCUUUGGCCACAGACUUUCAUUUGGACAUGGAUGAAGGAACAUUAAGCAUAACAUUUGAUGAUGUGGUAGUGACCUCUCUUGACUCUUCUAAGAUACGUCUACAGAGCUCUAAAGAUGAUACAACACCGGAGUUUCGUGAAUUGCUUAUGGGAAUUGUUCUUUCCUCUUCAAGUGACUAUUCUGUAAUCAUCAAACUUGAAUCAGGGGAUGUCAAUGAAAUUAAACGCGAUGACAAGCUUGCAACUCGAUUGGACAAUACUUUUCUGGCACUGACAGCUGAAACUGUUACAGAUGUGUUUUCAAAUAAUGCCGAACCAAUCACAAGACGUAAUGCUCUUCUUGCCAGUCAGUUUACACCAGAUACUAAUCCACCUACUCUUGAAGAUUUUACUCUCGACAUGGAUGGAAGCGGUCGUAUAGUUCUGACUUUUUCAGAAACUGUUAAUCGGCAACGCCUGAAUGUGACCCAGGUGACGCUAUACAGUUCAACAUCUGGUGAUAGAUACAGUUUGACAGGAGGAGAGUAUAUUCCAGUGUUACAACAAGCAAAGCUGUCUAUUGAAAUCAAAUUGACUAUUGAUGACUUGAACAUGUUGAAGUCUCUUCGUGACUUGGCUACAAAUGCAGCAAAUACUGAUCUGUUGAUUACUUCCAUGCUUGUUGAUGAUAUGAAUGAAAAUCAUAUCACGCCUAUCAAUGCAUCAAACUCAUUUCAAAUUAUGAGUUCAAAGUUCUUACCAGAUCGAACACGUCCUCAACUGAAUCAGUAUAAUUUGGAUUUAGACCUUGGGCAGUUUUCACUUACUUUUGAUGAGACUGUUAAUGCAUCUUCAUUCAAUCCUACUGGUUUUAUCUUGCAGAACAUCAAGGGUUUUACAGUGAAUAGUUAUCAGCUCACUGGCGGGUGGAACACUCUUGAAGACAGUACAAUAGUCAAAUUUAACAUGACAGUCGAUGACCUGAAUGCUGUUAAAAGAGCUAUUGGACUGGCUGCUUCUAAAGACACAACCUAUCUUGUAGUCCAAGAAACGGCAAUCAGAGACAUGGUCUCUAAUGCAGUAUCUAAUCCAGUAGAAGAAAUUGGGGUGUUGGAGGCAUUGAAGGUGGACCAAUACACAAAUGAUACUACUCCUCCUGUUUUCGUGGGUUUCAGUUUGAAUAUGAGCACAGGGAUAAUACAGAUGACAUUUGAUGAGACUGUGAAUGUUUCUUCUCUUGAUAUUCAACAGAUCUUGCUACAGUCUAAUGUGUCUCUGAACAACAGUCUUGGCUGGUACAGACUAACAACUGACAGUCCUUUUCCAAGUCGCACUUUCAGUAGUGACGACACUGUUGUGACCAUUACUAUUGGAGACACUGAUCUAAAUGCUAUCAAGAAGGACCUGAAUGUAGCUACUACAGAGCACAAUACAUACAUUUCGUUUGCAGCUCUUCUGGUUCGUGACAUGAAUUUCAAUUAUGUCACAGCAGUUCGUUGGUCAAAUGCUACCUGGGUUUCUGAUUUUUAUCCUGACUAUGUUAGACCAUCUCUGCUGUCUUAUGAUCUGUAUCUUACAAACGAAUUACUGACUAUGACAUUCAGUGAAACAAUGAGAGUCGAAUCUCUUGAUGUAACUCAAAUAACACUGCAGUUUUCCAAUGAAACUAAGAAUGGAGCUGCAAGAAGUUUGAACAAUGAAAGCAGAGCUAUUCAGGAAGACAACACCGUGGUUUCAGUUCACCUUGGUGUUACUGAUCUCAAUGAAAUAAAACGACUCCGUGAAUUAGCAACCUCAUUUUUUAAUACAUUCAUGGUAAUGACAAAAAGUGCUAUCCAGGAUAUGAGUAGAAACCCUGUCAAUGAACUACAGGAUAGUAGGAAUGCAUUGCAAGUGCGUCGGUUUCGACCAGACGUAAUUCGUCCCAACCUUGAUUACUUUGAUCUGGAUGUUGAACGAGCACUCUUGACACUUGUGUUUGAUGAAACAAUAGAAACAUCCUCUUUGGAUAUCACUCAAAUUUCUUUACAACCUGCAGUGUUUGUUGCCUCUAAUGAGUCAUCCUUUACUUUAUCUAGCAGCAGCAGCUCUAAAAGUGUUGAUGGUGUGAGUGUUGAAAUUGAAUUGAGUAUUUCGGACCUUAAUGCAAUCAAGAAAAUUGUGUCUUUGGCACGUGAGGAAAAUACAACAUACCUCACUUUCACAGAUGAACUGAUUGAUGACAUGAACGGAAAUCAAGUUUUUGGCUUAGCCAAUGGAGAUGCAGCACGUGUUGCACAGUACCAAAGGGAUAUUACUGGUCCUCAUCUUUUAUCGUUUCAGUUGGAUGUCGAUAGUGGUAUAAUCACCAUGUUUUUUGAUGAGACAGUAAAUGCCUCCAGUUUUGUUCCUACUCGAUUAAGUCUAACAUCAGAUGUAGAUGGUGGGGCUGUUGUCAAUAUAACUGGAGGUCAAGUUUUGUCAUCCAAUUCACAUAUUUUGGAAGUUCUCUUGCCAGUUUUAGACCAGAACAGUAUUAAACUGCGGAGGAACUUGGGUACUCAAGUUGACAACACAAAUUUGACUAUUGGAUUUGACACUGUCAGGGAUUUAGCAUUGUUUCCAAACCCAGGAUUUUCUGCUAACCUGGUUGCAGAUGUCAUUACUAGUGACUCAAGUCCUCCAACUCUUGAUUCGUUUUAUGUAAAUGUGAAUCUUGAAAUACUGACUUUUAUCUUUAAUGAAGCAGUAGACAGUAAUACCUUGAAUGUGACUGGAAUCACUGUACAAAAUGCCCAUAGGUCGGAUAUUAGGCUCACUUUGACUGGAGGAAACACUACAAGUCAAAACGGUGUACAGAUCAUUGUUAACUUGUCUCGGAAAGAUCUGAACGAAAUAAAGCGUUUAGAGUCAUUGUAUGUCAAUCAAAGCACAUCGUACUUGACAAUUGAAUCCAAGCUAAUCAGAGACAUGAAUGGUAACUCUGUUGUGGCCAUUCAGAAUGGAAAUGCUCAGUUAGCAUCAAUUUUUGUAAACGACAGUACUCGACCAUCACUACGUACAUUUGAUCUCGACAUGGACACUGGGCUACUAACUCUUUAUUUCUGGGAGACAAUGGAUGCCUCAUCAGUUGUAUUUUCAGGAAUUACUCUCCAGCAAGAUUUAAAUACAACUGUUAGACACACUUUGACUGGUGGCAAUGUCAUAAAUACAAAAGAUUCCACGGAAGUAAAUAUUACUUUGUCUUUGGAUGAUUUGAAUGUGAUCAAGUCUUCGAAGAUUGCUGAGAUGCAGUCGAGUGCUUGGCUUACCGUAGAUUCGACUGCUAUCCAAGAUAUGAACGGCCAAUCAGUAUCACCUCGUAAGAAUGGAGUGGAUUCUGCUUCUGCGGGUCGUUAUGUCCCAGACACAACUGCUCCAGAGUUGCAGCACUUUAAUAUGUCAAUGGACGCUGGCUCUUUAACAUUGCAUUUUUCUGAGACAGUUAAUGGUCUAACUCUUAAUGUUUCUGGUAUUACUCUGCAGGGAGAAGCAGACACAAUUGACAGUUACAUAAUUCAUGUUCUUGGCAGUCUAGACAGCAGUACAGGAACAGAGUCAAUGUAUUCACCAGACAUAGUCGUCUCCGUGGCUCUCUUUGACUUGAAUGAAAUCAAACGAUUGUUGUCACUUGCUACAGCUGUAAACAAUACAUUUUUGUCUUUGCAUGACUUUGCCAUUUCUGAUAUGAAAGGAAACCGUGCAGUCAGUAUACCUCAGAUGCAUGCCCUUCAAGUGAGUUACUUCUUUGAAGAUCAAACAGCACCUGAGUUGGAGAACUUUGAGCUUGACAUGAACAAAGGAUUGUUGAUCCUAGAGUUUUCUGAAACAGUUGAUCCAGGCACAUUAGAUAUGACGGGUUUCCAGUUGCAAAGCCAUAGUGUAUUGCUUAGUAAUGCAACCGUGUUUACAUUUUCUGGAGGUAUUGUGUUAUACGGAGACCAUCCUGGUGUUACAGUGGAGGUGAACAUUACAGAUCCUGAUUUGAAUGAAAUCAAGCGUCUAACGGGUGUUGCAACAAGUGCCACCAACACCUGGUUGUCGUGGACAUCUAAAGCUGUGCAGGAUGUCAAUCAUAACUGGGUUGUAUCACGCAACAGUUCGUUUGCUUUGCAAGUGAAAUUGUUGAGUGAAGACAAAACUUCCCCCACUGUAGAAUUUUUUGAUCUUAAUCUGACUCAGGAGUUGUUGACUUUGUCAUUUUCUGAAACAGUAAAUGCUUCAUCAUUUGAUGCAUCUAAAAUUACUGUGCAAGAUUCACAAACUGCUUCAGUGGUUGUACAACUGACAGGAGGGAAGCUUCUCUCAACUGAUGGAACAACAUUGACUUUGCUGCUCACGAAACUGGAUUUGAAUAGUUUGAAGAAGUUUACUAAUCUCUCUGUCUCUAAUCAAACGUCAUACAUUGUGGUCACUGAAGACUUGGUUCGUGACAUGAACUCUAAUCCUGUCAUUACCAUUGUUGAUGGCUCUGCUCAGCGAGUGAGGCAAUUUACAGAAGAUCUCAUUCCACCUAGACUUCUUUCAUUUGAUUUAGACAUGAAUGCUGCAACACUGACGUUGGUAUUUACUGAGACAAUCAACACCAGCUCUAUUCAAGUCGAUGAGAUCUUUAUUAGACCAAGUGUCUUGUCUCCAGACUUCUUGAGUCAUAGGUUACAGAUCCAUUCUUCUAGGUCUUCAUCACCAGACUGGUUUGGGAUAACUAUUAAUUUGGGAGAUGAUGAUAUGAACACUUUGAAGAAACUGGUACAUCUUGCAAUAGACAAUAGCAGCACAUUUAUCAGCUUGUCAAACAAAUCUGUGUCAGAUAUGAAUGCAAAUUCAGUGGAUCUUGUCUCUGCAGAUCAUGCUGUAAGAGUAACUCAUUUCACACCAGAUACAACCAACCCAUUGCUGGUUUCUUUUGAUCUUGAUGUGAAUUUUGGAAAUUUGACGUUAUUGUUUACAGAAACAGUUAAUGUUUCCACACUUCAUUUUACGUUCAUCACCUUGCAGAACACACAAGAUGUAUCUCAGUCAACUGAGGUUGUAAAAUUGACAGGAGGUCAACAGGUUACGUUGGAUAAUGACUUGAUGAUACAAUUUAAUUUAUCUACUGAUGAUUUGAAUUUGCUGAAGAAACUGACUGACUUGGGAACAUCAGACAAUAAUACGUUUGUAUCAGUAUUGGAAGGAACAGUCUUGGAUAUGAACAGAAAUAAUCUGACUGCCAUUGUUGGUUCAUUGGGUAGACAAGUUCGAUCUUUGGUUAAUGAUACGACUCCACCACAGUUGGUAGAUUUUGACGUUAAUCUUAACUCCGGCCAGCUUAUUUUCACUUUCUCAGAGACUGCUGAAACAGAUUCUCUGAAUGUGUCGGCAUUAACACUUCAAAGUGAAAGAAUUGUAUCAAACACAUCAGAAUGGCUUACUCUUUCAGGAGGUCUGCAAUCAGUUGAUGACUCUACUGUUAUCACCCUGGACUUGUCUGUCAAUGAUCUAAAUACUUUGAAAAGACUGCGUAACCUUGCCUCUCACCCAAGUGGUAAUAACACAUAUUUGCAUUUCAGCAGCAAUUUUAUAACAGAUAUGCGGUCAAAUUUGAUUGUUCCUAUUGCUAACAUAGCAGGAAAGAAAGUGUACUCUUUCAUUGAAGAUCAGACGUCACCCACUUUGGAUGCAUUUGAACUUGAUUUAGACUCAGGCAAUUUGACAAUGACAUUCUCAGAAACCGUUGAUUCCUUGACCUUUAUCAGCAGUGAAAUGACAUUGCAGAGCUCUUUUGAACGAUCUAACUUCAGCAGUCUACAAUACCAUACGAUACUAAAUGGUACUUUAUUGACAGGUGAUGGGACAGUGCUUGUCAUGAACAUUGGCUUUGAUGAUUUCAAUCGGAUCAAGCAACUGACAAGUUUAGCUGUUUCAAAUUUCUCCUCGUAUUUGGCAAUAACGAUUGCGACAAUCAGAGAUAUGAAUUCUAAUCAAGUUGUAAAGAUCUCUUCAAAUGCGGGUCUGCAGGUCACAAAGUUUAUACCAGAUAUGACCUCACCAGAGCUGGUGUCAUAUAAUUUGGACAUGGACAAUGGCGAGUUCAAUGUCACGUUUACUGAAACAGUAAAUGCUUCUACAUUUGAUAUCACAAGAGUUGUUUUCCAAAAUGCUGCCUCAAAUGCAACUGAAAGCUAUAAACUUACUGCUGGUACUGUCGUUAUUGGAGAUCUGCCUGGUACUGUCACAAUUGCUGUAAAAAUCGGUAAUGAGGAUCUAAAUGAGCUCAAACGUUUUGAGAAUCUGACAACUGUACAUCGUGACAGCUACCUCACAUUUGACCAAUAUCUUGUGGCAGACAUGAAUGGAAACCGUGUGAUAUCUAUUAAUGCAAGUAAAGCAGUGCAAGUACUUGAAUUCACUAUGGAUAUAACUCAACCAGUUCUGCUGUCAUUUGAUAUAAAUUUGACAAGUGAAAUUUUGACGCUGUCAUUUUCAGAGACAGUUGACAUCUCAUCAUAUAUUCUAACAGAAUUUGUUCUGCAAGACAAUUCACUAGGAGUUUAUAGUCGCCGUCUAAUAGGUGGAGACAUUCUUUCUCAAGAUGGUCCAGUUGUUGAUGUGAAACUAACAACCAGUGAUCUCGAUUACAUUAAGAGUGUACCUGGGCUUGUAACACAUAUGAACAAUACCUUCAUUUCUUUCAGUAUGAAUGCCUUGAAAGACAUGAAUGGAAACAAUGUUGUACCUAGAUUGAACGGAAGUGCACUACAAGUCAGGAAUUUAGUUCCUGAUGGAGUUCAACCAUUGUUUGUGGGAUUUAAUCUUGACAUGAAUGCAGCCAAACUUGAAAUGACUUUCUCAGAAACUGUUAAUGUUUCAUCACUGAAUGUUGCUGAGAUAGUUAUUCAGUCAUCACGUAGUAAUGCACUGACAGAAAGACAACGCUUGACAGCUGGAAGCUCUGAAUUCGACAGUAAGUCUUACAGUCCUGAUUGGCCUGUGAUAGUUAUUAGUAUUGGCCAUGAUGACAUGAACUCAUUGAAGAAAUUGACAAGGUUGGCCAUAUCAAAUGAGACAACAUUUGUAUCAUUGACUGAGAUGACCAUUGAUGAUAUGAACGGUAAUGCUGUUGUAGCUGUGAAUGGAAGCAAUGCAACACAAGUAUCAGUAUUUGUUUCCGAUACAACUGUGCCACGUAUUGUGACUUACAACAUUAGCAUGGAUGCAGGUACAUUGACAUUUUCUUUCACAGAGACAGUGAAUGUUAGCUCAUUGGAUGUGUCAACUAUUACAUUGCAAGAGUCUGUAUCAUCUCCUACAACAAUGAUAACACUGACUGGUGGUAAAAUUCUAACUGCUGAAAAUGGGCUAAUCCUUGCCUUACAGCUGGAUAUCAAUGACCUCGAUCAACUAAAGUUCUUUACCAAUUUGGCAACCAAAAGGGAGAACACUUACCUUUCUGUUGCUGAAGGAGCUUUGUUGGAUAUGGCUGGAAAUGAUCUAGCUGCUAUCAACGUUUCUGCUGCUUUAGUUGUAAGUCAUUUUGAAGAAGACAGGACACCUCCACGUUUGGUACAGUUUGAUGUUGACAUGGAUUCAGGAAUGAUUACAUUUUCUUAUUCAGAAACUGUGAAUGCUUCUAGUCUCGUUCUGACAGAAUUGAUUCUGCAAAAUAACAAGACGGGAGAUUAUAACAGUACUUAUAGACUAACUGGAGGAGACGGUUCACUUGUUGAUUCAACCAUCAUUACUGUCAAUGUCAGUUUUGAAGAUUUGAACAACAUCAAGAAGCUAAGAGGACUAGCCAGCUCUGAGAAUGGUUCUAAUACAUGGUUAUCAUUCAGCCACUUAGCUCUAAAUGACAUGAACAACAACAGCAUUAUUUCAAUACCAGAUGGUCAGGCUGAGAUGGUGACUUUAUUUAUUGAGGAUACUACCCAGCCACAUCUGCUUUCUUAUGACAUUGACUUGACAAGAGAAAUUCUUGCUCUGACAUUUUCAGAAACAGUUGAUGCCACAAGAACAUUUAAUGUCACUCAGCUUACAUUUCAACAGUUGUCUAAUCGAUCUGACACUAGAGAAUACCAUCAGUUGACUGAAUACGAACUUCUAACCUUAGAUGACAGAAUUGUGAAGAUUUCCUUGCAGCCACAUGACCUGAACAAGAUAAAGCAAAUGAGCAAUCUUUUGACAGAAAACCGAACUACAUUUCUUGCAGCCACGCCUACCACAGUUUUUGAUAUGAAUGGAAACAAUCUUGUAGACGUUAGUUUUGCAGAUGCAAUGCUCGUUUCCUUAUAUAUUCCUGACAAAGUUGAGCCACAGUUGCUGUCAUUCAUUCUUGACAUGGACAAGGCACUGCUCAAUCUUACAUUUGAUGAAACCGUGAAUGUUAGUUCUCUUGAUGUAUCUCAGCUGUGGCUUCAGAGUAGCUCUAAUCGCAGUGAAUCAUCACAAAGGCAUCGGCUGCAGGCAGGUGCUCCCCCCAUGAGGACUUACACGAAUGGUCUUGACUGGACACUGGUGGUUGUUUUUCUUGGUUCUACUGAUCUGAAUGAGAUAAAGCGAUUAGAUAUGCUGUCAACGAAUCUUUCCAACACGUUUCUGUUUAUGUCUGAUAGAGCAGUUAAAGACAUGAAUGACAACUCAGUCAUUGAGAUAGUGUCAUCUAACGCACAGCAAGCAGUUGAUUUUGUUGCAGAUGUAACUUCUCCUCUGCUGCAAUCAUUUGAUUUGGAUCUCACCAAAGAAGAAUUGACUCUUUAUUUCAGUGAAACUGUGGAUGCUAGCAGCUUGGACUUAACACAAAUCAGACUGCAAAAUGCUAUUUCACCAUCCAAAUGGCAGAAUCUAACUGGUGGUCAGGUUUUGUCGAAUGAUAGCACUGUGGUGGUAUCAAAACUGUCUAAGGAUGAUCUCAAUUACAUUAAAAAAUUUACUAAUUUUGGGACAUCACCAGAGAACACGUUUUUGGAAAUGACAGAUUUAGCCAUUAAAGACAUGGUUGGAAACAGUGUAAUAUCUGUUGGACUUGGUGAGGCUCUGAAUGUUUCUGUGUUUGUACAAGAUAUAGUUCAUCCAAAGUUGAUGUCAUUUGAUAUUGACAUGGAUGAAGGAUUGCUGACACUUGUUUUUAGUGAGACAGUUAAUGUGAGCUCUUUGGAUGUCAGUCAGAUGACAUUACGAAGUUCUACUGAAGACUUUGGAUCAUAUCAUUCAUUAACAGCAGGGCCUAGUCCACGUGGAACCUACAGUAACACAUCUGAUGAUACAACAGUGAUUGUUUAUCUUAGUAGUGGUGACUUGAAUAGAAUUAAGUUUUUUACUGACCUUUGUCAAGAUAAGUUAGGCUGUCUCUUGGCGAUAACCCAGUCCGGCGUUUAUGACAUGAACAGAAAUCGUAUUGAACCUGUGCAAGAUGAUCAAGCAAUUUCGGUAUCUGAUUAUACUGCUGAUGUAACAGGACCAUAUCUGCUAUCUUUCAGUUUGAAUUUAACAAGUGAAAUUCUUACUCUUACAUUUGAUGAGACUGUCAACUUUAGUUCCUACAAACCAGCCUUAUUUACUGUUCAGAAUCAAACAACCUUGGGAUCAUCAGUAACAUUGACAGGUGGAAAACCAUUUGGCGAGAAUUCACAUAUUAUGAUGAUUGAGAUGACUUUGGUUGAUUUAAAUGAGAUCAAACUGAAAACAAAUUUGGCAACAAUGACAAUAAACACACACUUGCAGAUGGCUAAUGGUGGCAUUAAAGAUCUCAGUCCUGAGCCAAAGAACAGUCACUAUGCUAUGCUGUCCAAACCAGAGUUCUUUCCUGACACUGUUCGACCAGAGAUAAGAAGUUUUCGAGCUGACAUUAAUCUUGGGACGUUGACCUUGAUGUUUAGUGAGGUAGUUGACACAAGCACUUUUAAUCCCUCUGCAAUCACACUGCAGAAUUACUUGAAUGGCAGUACUAAUUACACUCUUAUUACUAGCUCAACACAAAGUGUAAAUGGAGACGAGCUAAUUAUAGAUCUGUCUCCUGAUGACUUGAAUGAGAUUAAGAGACUUGAUGAUUUAUAUGUCAAUUUGGAGUCAACCUACAUUACUGUCACAAAAUUACUGCUACGAGACAUGAACGAUAAUCCUGUUGUGGCUAUUCCUGAUGGAGCUGCAAUGCAGGCAAUAUCCUUCGUGAAUGACACUACACGUCCGUAUCUUCGUCGCUUUGAUCUGGACAUGGACACCGGACACUUGACUCUUUACUUUCUUGAGACAAUUGAUAUUUCAUCUGUCAACUAUCGCUGCCUUGCUCUACAGACAAUGUUCAACUACUCAACUGUGUACAGUCUGACAGAUGGUAGUCUUACAAGGCCAUUGUUGAUGUCUGUUAGCAGUGGUAGUGUCAGUGGUAGUGGCAGUGGAUCUGAAGUAGGAAUUGAUUAUGGGCUGCCAGCCAUUUGGGAUGGUAUUAAUGUCAUAGUCAAUUUUACGUUGGAUGAUCUAAAUAAACUGAAAGAACUCCAGAUUGCUGGAACGCCAUCAACAAGUUGGCUUACCAUGUUUCGUUGCGCUUUUCAUGACAUGAACAGACAACCUGUUUUGCCUCGUCUUGCUGCCAUCAAUGCCACCAAAGUGUCAUUGUACACCCCUGACACAACCAGUCCACGUUUGCAACAAUUUGAUGUUGACUUGAAUGCUGGCACUCUGACUAUGAGAUUUUCAGAAACAGUGAAUGCAUUGAAACUGAAUGCUGCAGAAAUAACACUACAAAACCUUUCCAAUGGAACAGAAAAGGUUGUUGCCACUCACACAUUCAGUGGAGAAACAGUAACUAACAGUGGUUUUGUUACUGAAGUUGUCAUCAACAUUGCAGCUUCUGAUCUAAAUGAAAUCAAGCGGUUAUCAAGCCUUGCUGUCUCUAAAUCAUCCACAUUUUUGUCUCUAACAGCUGACACCAUUGUGGACAUGAAAGACAAUAAAGUUGUUCCAAUAAACAGGUUUAAUGCACUGCCAGUCACACAGCAUAAGAGUGACGUUACGUCACCUACAGUGACCAAGUUCAACAUGGACGUUGAUGAAGGCUUGUUCACUUUGUUCUUUGAUGAGACUGUGAAUGCUAGUUCUCUCAAUUUAACUGACAUUGUGUUCCACGAGUUUGAAGAAGUCAUCAAUGUUACUGUUCGUUAUCGUUUGACAGACGGUGAGGUUUUGUCUAAUGAUUCAACAAUUAUUACUGUCAAGUUGUCACGUAAUGAUUUGAAUGAAAUUAAGAAACGAACAUUACUAGUAAUCAAUAAGGCAACAACCAACAUUGCUUUCACAACGUUUCUUGCUCGUGACAUGAAUAACAACAUGGUGAAUGGUGUGCAAAGCAAUACUGCUUUACGUGUGACCACAUUCACAAGAGACAGAACUGCUCCAGUUAUAGAAAGUUUUGAACUAGAUUUGCAUCUUGGAAUUCUUAGUCUUCAUUUUUCUGAGACAGUGCAAGUGUCUACACUCAAUAUCGAACAAUUGACAAUUCAGAAUGGAACUUGGGCUGGCAGACUUCGCCAACUGACAUCUCAUAUAUCAGAUGAGUUGACAAAUGAGCCUAGUGUCCACCUAGUGUUGUCUGAUGAUGAUUUGAAUUACAUGAAAAUGUAUCGUGACUUAGCUACCAAUGUCUCCAACACAUAUGUCACGGUGACACGGUUGUUCAUACAAGACAUGCCUGGAAAUAGAAUUUCAGCUAUAGCAGAUGGAGAUGGGUUGAAAGCAGAAUUGUUCACACCAGAUAUGGUACGGCCAUAUUUGGUAUCAUUUGACAUUGAUUUGACGCACGAAGUUCUUUUACUGACAUUUGAUGAAACUAUGGACUAUGAGACCAUUGAUGUAACUGAAAUAUCUCUGCAGCAUGAGAAAGUUAGAUCAUUAAGUACAAGCUACUACAACUUGACAGGAGGCAGUGUAUCAACAGACUACGACACGAAAAUAGAGAUCAAACUGUCAACACAUGAUGUAGAUAUGAUCAAAGAGAAGCUAAUGCUGGCAACUUCCGAAUCUAACACUUUUCUUGCUCUUUCUUUGAAUGCAGCAAAGGACAUGAAUGGUAACAGAAUAGUUCCAGUUAAUUUUAGCAAUGCUCUUCAAGUGAAUACGUAUGUGCAGGACUCAAUGCCACCAGAAUUUUAUAGCUUCUCUCUUGACCUAGAUUCUAGCCUUCUCAUUUUGAACUUUACCGAAAGCGUUAGUGCCCUCUCUUUGCAACUAAAUCAGCUGCGUCUUCAGAACAGAAAUUCUAGUCCAUCAUCUUCUUUGUGGCUAAUAAAUGGUAAAAUAUCAAAGCGAAACUACACAACAAUUGAGGUAACUCUAAGUCUUGAAGACUUGAAUAACAUCAAGCGAGAGGCCAAUCUGGGUCGUGACAUAGCAGACACUUUUCUGUCUGUGACAUCAAGGGCAGUUUCUGAUGUGAGUGGGAAUGCUGUGGUUGCUAUUCCUUUCUCUUCUGCUCUUCAGGCAACUGCUGUGUAUGUAGAUACAUCACAGCCUGUUCUCCAGUGGUUUGACUUGGACUUGAAUAAAGGAAAAUUUACUCUCUAUUUCUCAGAGACUGUCAAUGUGAGUUCUUUGGAUCCAGCAUUACUGACAUUUCAAUCAGUUGCUAAUCAAAGCACACUUACACUCAAUGUUUCUGAUUUUUACAUUCACCAACUAGCAGGUGGUGUGGUUAAUCAGCCAGAUGAUCCUUUGGUAUUAGUGACAUUUCUCACUGAUGACUUCAAUAUGAUCAAGAAGAAGGGAUUGUGUCGUGGUGAGAAUACUACCUACUUGUCUUUUCCUCAAACUACCGUUUAUGAUAUGAGUGGCCAUCCUGUUGUCGCAUUGUCAUCUCAAAGUGCCCGACGUGUGAGAAAAUAUGUAGCAGACAGAACAGCUCCACGGUUGGUACAGUUCCUAACAAUGGAUCUAAACACUGGACAAUUUGUGAUAGAAUUUGAUGAAACAGUGGCUGUGAGCACCUUCAAUUUUACUGGCAUCAUUGUGCAAAGUUUUCUUCGUAACCCACAGAAAAUAUACCAGCUUACAGGUGGCACCUCAUUUAGUGACAAUGGAACAAUAAUUGAGAUCCUUAUGAAUAGCAUAGAUUUGAAUGCUGUAAAGCAAGAUGAUCGUGUUUGCUCAAAUGUGAACAACUGUUGGAUGACUCUGCUGGAAGGUUCGGUGUUGGACAUGAAUGGAAACCAGGUAGUGGCGCUGUCAGAUGGAUCUGGUAUAGAUGCGUUACAGUUUAUCGAUGAUUCUAGAUCACCGUCCUUGUUGGGUUUCUCAAUUGACAUGGACAGUGGAAUUCUCACUGUUACUUUUGAUGAACCCAUUCGUGCAUCAUCAAUUACCCCAACUGCGUUUACUGUACAAGGUUUGGCAAAUGCUACAGAGUCACUUACACUCACAUCUGGGCACACCUUGAGCAACGAUGGUCUUGUUAUAGAGCUCUAUCUAUCUCAAGAUGAUUUAAGUCAACUGAAGUCUCAUGAAUUUGCUUUGAAUGAACAAGAUACAUUCUUAAGAGUUACCAGCAGUGGCGCAACUGAUAUGACAGUUAGACAACCAAAUCCGUUGAAUGAAAUACCCAACGGUGCUGCCAUCCAAGUGACACCUGGUGGAUAUGUUGGUGACACUACCAGACCUGAAAUUACUGAUUUUAGUCUUGAUCUUAGUACCAAAACUUUACAUCUAACAUUUAAUGAGCCAAUCAGACCAAGCACCUUUGAUGCCAAACAGUUGACAAUCCAGUCAUUAUCGACAAUCGGAGAUCGCAACGUUUCGCUGUCUGGAGGAUUUGUGCAAUCCCCAGAUGGUGUAACAGCAUUUACAAUCCUUUUGAAUGAACCCGAUCUCAUCGCUUUGAAAUUAGACAUGGAUUUAGCAACACAUUCAAUGAAUACCUUUAUAUCGUUUACAGCUAGUAUGAUAACUGACAUGGCAGACAACUAUUGUAUUCCUGUUUCUAUUCACUCAGCAAUGCCACUGUGUUCCAGCUGCUUUAUAGCAGACAGCAGGAGCCCUCAAGUGUCAUCGUUUUCUCUUGAUAUGAAUACAGCAGAACUGAUAAUCACAUUUAAUGAUGUGAUGACGUCACACCACUUUGAUAGCACUGGAGUUUUUCUUCAAGAUUCAUCGACUUCAACAACUCGUGUUCAGCUCAUGCAAACUAGUGUGACCCACAGUUUACCUGGCUUUGUCAUUGUUGUCAACAUAGGCAUGGAAGACAUGAACCAGUUGAAGCUUGACACUCGUCUUACUACUAAUAGAAGCAAUACCUACUUGGCUAUCAGAGCAGCAACAGUACGAGAUGUGUAUGGAAACGAUUUAGUUGCAAUUACAAACGGCAAUGGACUGCAGGCCGAGUUAUUUAUUUCUGACACAACAGCUCCUGUGCUUGAUUCAUUUAAUUUAGACGUAGAUGGCGGUGUAUUGACUUUGCUUUUCUCAGAAACUGUUAAUGUCAAUUCUCUAAAUAUUUCAUCUUUUGUGCUACAAAGCAGUAGCAACUACAUGACGAGUGUCAACUUUAGACUGACAUCAGACAGUUACACUGAGAAUGAUAAUAGUUCAAGAGUUGUCAUAAUACUUGGUCAGAAUGACUUGAACAGGAUUAAACGUUUUGAAUCACUUGCGAUAUCUACAAACAGCACGUUUAUUAGUUAUGACAGCAGCGCUGUGAAAGAUAUGGUUGACGUUUCAGUUGUUGCUGUAAGCAGAAACAUGCCUCGUCAAGUAACGUUGUACACACCAGACACAUCACCACCUCAGUUGACAAACUUCAGUCUAACCAUGUCAUCUGGUGUCUUGUAUCUUACUUUUUCGGAAACAGUCAAUGCUACCUCACUUGAUGUUGAUGGAAUUUAUGUGCAAAAUUCAUCAUAUGAAGGACUGGCCAGACAUCUUCAUUCUGUUAGUGGUACGUACACGCGUAGUGAGUCUGGUACUGUACUUGAGGUCUAUAUCGGACGUGAUGACUUGAAUGAAUUAAAGAGAUUACUCUCUCUGGCCGUUUCAAAGGAGACAACAUUUGUCUGGGUAAAGUCAUCAGUUGUUCGUGACAUGGCAGGCAAUAGCUUACGUGCAAUUUCAGAUCGGGCAGCUGUUAAGGUGUCUCACUUUACACCAGACACUACACGUCCAUUCCUUCUUUCGUUUGAUCUUGAUUUGAAUUUGGAUUACCCCGAGCUGCAUUUGACAUUUGAUGAAACUGUUCGAAGUUCAACUCUUCAGGUAUCUGAGAUUAUGCUCCAGUCGUUGUCCAUUGGUGUCAGUGUCAACUUGACAUUAACACCUGGUAGCUUGCCUCUUCAAACGACAACACUAUCAAGUGAUUCAGCAAUCAUUGUUGUUUCAUUAGGAGAAACAGACAGCAACGAACUGAAACGUCUUGUUGAAUUGGGUACCGGUGCAAAUAACACAUUUUUGUCAUUUACUAGUGACACAAUUGAGGACAUGAAUGAUAAUGCUGUUCAACCAAUAAGCAGCAGUUUUGCUGUCCAUGUAUCAAAGUUUGUGUCAGAUUCCGUUGAACCAGUUCUGCGAAGAGUUGAGUUGGAUAUGAAUAAUGGAGUUUUGAGAAUGACAUUUUCUGAGACUAUUGAUGUAAACUUUGUAAGGCCAGAAAGGAUCUUACUUGAGAGUAACAUGUAUGCUGAUAUCAACUACAAACUGACUGGUGGGAGAACAUCACCAGAUGACUCAACAGUUGUGUCUGUGUAUCUAGAAGCGACUGAUCUGAAUGAAAUUAAACGACUGGUUGGUCUUGGUGAGUCACAAGACACAAGUUAUGUACGCUUAUUAAAUGAUACCGUAAAGGAUAUGAAUGGAAAUGGGAACAGUUUAAUUCCUGUUGGGUCAUCUUUGAGAGUAGAAUCUUUCACGAUUGAUGCAACACCACCACAGCUCCUAACUUUCAUCUUAGACAUGGACAGUGCAAACUUAUUUCUCACUUUUGAUGAGACUGUCAAAGUAGACUCGUUGAAUGUUAGUGAAAUAACAAUCCAGUCAUCUGCAUUUGAGCUGUCUGAAUCACUCAGGUCACUGACUGAAGGCAGUAGCAGUGACAGUUUGGACAGUACUGUGGUCAAUGUCAUGCUUGGAAUUAAUGAUUUGAAUGAAAUAAAAAAGAUAGAAGCUUUAGCAACAACCGGAGACAACACUUUUCUUGUGAUGUCUCAGUUUGCUGUUACAGACAUGGCAUCGAAUCAGGUGACUAAGAUCAGCAAUAGAAAUGGGACACAGGUGAGCAGGUAUAUUCCCGAUACAACCGCAGCUGUACCGCAAGGGUUUGAAUUGGAUAUGGAUCGAGGUGUACUGACAGUAACAUUUGAUGAGACUGUUAAUGUGACUAGCAUAAGGCAUAUGAAAUUGGUGCUACAAUCGUUGCAGUCAGUAAUGCCAUUUGCUAUUCAUGAGAAUGACUUGAACGAUAUCAAACUGCUAACUGGGCUUGCUACAAUGAUGAACAACACAUUCUUCACUCUUGAAUAUGGAGCUAUAAGGGACAUGGCUAAUGUUGCUAGUCCAUCACUGUCAACAAUUCUUCAUGUUUCACAUUUUAUUGAAGACAUAACUAGGCCAAGGUUGCAGAGAUUCUCUGUUGAUAUGAAUGCUGAUACUAUGACACUGACGUUCAGUGAAGCAAUGGAUUCUAGUACCCUUGAUGUAUCAGGAAUUGUUUUUCAGAAUGCUGAACGUUCUAGAACUGGAGUACAGCUUACAGACAGCACGACCAGAAGCUCAAAUGGCUUGGAACUUACCAUCCUGUUGUCAAGAAGAGAUAGAGAUGAGAUCAAACGCAUUGAUUCACUCCUAAUUAACAUUGAAACUUCUUACAUUGUUAUUGCGUCUAGUACCUUGCAGGAUAUGAAUGGCAACAGUGUCACACCAAGAAUAAAUGGAUUUGCUCUUAAAGCUUCUACAUUCAUUGCUGAUGAGUCAAUUCCGUAUUUGGAGUAUUAUGACUUGGACAUGGACAAUGGGCUGGUCACAUUUUAUUUCUCAGAGACUGUUAAUGUGUCAUCUCUUCAAUGUUCACAAAUCACAUUUGCAUUAGACUACAACUGUUCAGUGAGAUAUUCACUGACUGGCUGUGAUGUUGAUGUUUUCAAUAUAUCAUUUGUUAGUGAAGAUAUUGGAACUUCAGGCAGUGGCAGUGGAGACUAUGGCAGUGCAACAAAGUGGUCAACACCUUUCCAUUAUAAUUCAGUUGUGCGUAUGUGGCUGCUUCACAAUGAUCACAACAAGCUCAAAGAAUUGGAAAUUGCAAAAUCAAAGCCGACAUCUUGGCUUGCAUUUGAUUCAAAUACAGUGUUUGACAACAAUGGUCUUGGUGUAAGUAGUGCAAUGUGUGGUGUAUCAACACGCCUCGUAGAGAAUUACACAGCUGACACAACAAGUCCUGAGGUACGGUCUUUCAAUCUGUCAAUGGAUUUGGGGCUGUUGACCAUCCUUUUCAGUGAGACUGUUAAUGUUUUGGACACUUUAGAUGUGAAAAUGAUUACAAUCCAGGAUGCUGCAAUGAUAGGAGGAUCUACAAGUUACCACAAACUUGAUCGAGAUCCUCUCACGACUUCUCUGGACAUCUAUACACCCACAGUAACAAUUCUCAUCAAAGAUGAUGACUUAAAUGAAAUAAAGAGAAAGUUUGAGGUGGCUACCAGUGUUAAUACAACGUGGUUGUCUUUAACAUCAAGAGCUGUUUCUGACAUGAAAGGUAAUGCUGUUGUUCCUGUUAGCAAUAUGUCUGCUGAACAAGUGGCUUUCUUUUUUGAGGAUGUAACUGAUCCUCAGAUGGUGGAAUUUGAUUUUGACUUGAACACUGGCAUUCUUACAUUAUUGUUUUCAGAGACUGUAAACAUAUCAACAUUUAAACCUACAGAGAUUCAGCUGCACAAUGAGACUGCUCUUAUGCCAAGAAUAUCUUUUCAGCUAAGAGGAGGAGGCUUCAGUGUGGCUGACCCAACUGUGGUUGUUGUGAAUUUGACUGAUGAUGAUGUCAACAAGAUUAAACAAUACUCAACGUUGGCUACUCAGGAGAACAAUACGUUCUUGUCACACGGCAUCUUUAUGGUGGAAGACAUGAAUCAAAAUUUGGUUCGACCAGUUUUAGUAAAUAGGUCACUGCCUGUAAGUUUGUUCACAAAAGAUGUCACCAAACCUCGUCUUAUUUCUUUCGAAUUAAAUCUGACAUCUGAAGUGAUCAUACUAGAAUUUUCUGAAACUGUUCGAAUUCCACUGAACGAGACAGCCAUUACUUUGCAGGAUAACAGCACAGCUAACACAAAAAGGACUUUGACAGGAGGACAAACUGUUAGUCCAGAUGAUGUAUAUGUUGAGUUUCUACUUGAUGACGCUGACUUGAACUACAUAAAGGGUCUCAGAAGCUUAGCCACAUCAAAGUGGAACACUUUUAUCUCUCUCACGUCUUUUGCAAUUUCGGAUAUGGCUGGAAAUGCAGUUGUUCCAGUUACUGAUGGUCGAGCUAACGUAGUGAAUGUAUUUACAGCAGAUCAAAUUAGACCUCAGCUUAUUAAUUUUGAUCUUAAUGUGAACCUGGAAACGCUUACUUUACAUUUUACUGAGACAGUGUCUGUGGAGUCUCUGAAUGUAAGCCAAAUCAAAAUACAAGCUGCAGGGAUUGUGACCUUGUUGAGUAGCAUCGUCUUGAGUGAUGCUACAUCUCCAAAUGGUAGCUUUUCACCAAGUGAAGAUGGCACAAGUAUUGUGAUUAAUUUUGGGUUCAGUGACAUCAAUUCCUUGAAGAAAAUGCGACAUUUAGCAGUUUCCAGGAACACGACUUUCCUGAGUUUCACAGAUAGAGCAAUUGUUGACAUGAACAACAACAUGGUGGUUGCUAUUAGAGAGGAUAGUGCUAUUAGAGUACAGAAUUUUACAAAAGAUGUGACUUUUCCAACACUGGUUGGUUUUGAUUUGGAUAUGGACACAGGCACUCUAACACUAGAAUUCUCUGAAACAGUUGACGCUUUGAGUCUCAACUUGAGUUCUGUUGCUUUACUAGGUAGUGCUAUUGGAGUGCCUGAACUCUACUUGUCUACAACCAGUGGGACUGUCAGAAUCGUUGACUCAUACAUUCUCUUUGUUGAGCUCUCAACAGAAUUUCUAAACGAAAUGAAGCGCCUGACUAACGUGGCCACAUCAGCAAAAGAUACUUUUAUUGCCAUUGAGACAGGAGGAGUUCUUGAUAUGGCAGGAAAUGAAGUUGUUGAGAUACCCACUGUUGCAGGUAAGAAGGUACGUUCCUACACCAAUGACUCAACUCGCCCCAUUCUGCUUGACUUCUAUUUUGAUAUUGAUGCUGGCCAGUUGACUCUCCAGUUUGAUGAAACUGUUAAUGUUUCGUCUUUAAUGCAGACAUCACUGACUUUUCUAAAUAGCAGUUCUCUCAACACGAGCGGUUCAAAUUAUUUUACUAUUACUGGCGGGGAUGUUCAGACUGUUGACUCUACACUAGUGAAGAUCAACUUGACACACGAUGAUCUGAAUGAAAUCAAGAAACUGCGACACUUGGCGACAUCAAGUGCAGACACCUAUCUAUUGCUUAACUCAUCAGCAGUACAAGACAUGAAUGGAAACUGGGUAGUUACUGUGACAGAUGGUGAUGCUAAGAGGGUUGAACAGUUUACUAAUGACACAACAAUGCCAGUUAUUACAGCAUUUAGUUUAGAUGUGGACGAAGGACAGUUAGAAGUCACUUUUUCUGAAACUGUAGAUUCAACUACUUUAAUGAUCAAUGGGCAGCUGUCAUUACAGAAUGUCUCUGUCACUGUAUUGGGCAAUAGCUCUGUGCACUACGGUGAUCAUACAUUAGUGGAAAGCCUGUCAUACAGUGAAGAUGGUACAGUUAUUGUGAUUGACUUGAGUGAAAAAGAUCUCAAUAUGAUCAAAUUUAGCACACAACUUGCCACUGAGCCGAACAACACAUUCUUGUCUGUGUCCAGUUUGUUUAUAUAUGACAUGAGAGGAAACAAGCUUCAGCCACUGCUUGACACUGCACUGCAAAUCCAACCAACAGCUUUCAAUGGAGAUGAAACCGAACCUGAACUAGUUAGCUAUGAUCUUGACAUGGACAGCGGUGAGGUGCAUAUAACAUUUACUGAGACUGUACAAGAGGUACAGCCAUCAUCUCUAACUUUUCAAAAUCAAGUUUUAGUGGCUAAUGGCUCAACGACUCAGUUUACUCUUUCUGGUGGAAAUGUGUUUGGCUCUGCUUUGGAAACUGGUCAUCCUCCAAUAGUGACAGUUCAGUUGACAAUCUUUGACCUGAAUGAGCUAAAAAGGCUUUCUGAUCUGGCUGAUGUCAUGGAAAGAACAUUCCUUUCAAUAAAUUACACAGCUGCUAAGGACAUGUCUGGCCAUUCUAUAAUGGAAAUUCCUCAGUCAGCUGCUAAAAUCGUUCAAAACUUUACCGAAGAUUCAACUAGACCCACACUUUCAUCAUUUGAUUUUGAUCUGGAUGCUUCGACUUUACGCUUAACAUUUGAUGAGACAGUUAUGGCUCAUUCAGUAAAUCCACAGCAGAUUACAUUUCAGGAUGCCAUUGUGCUAUUUGUCAACUAUACAUUGCAGUACACACGAUCAAGUGAUGUCCUCAAUGCUGACAGCACUGUAGUUGAGAUACUUGUGCGUAAUGAUGAUCUCAAUGAGUUGAAGAAGAUCACACAGUUGGCUACAGGAAAGAACAACACUUGGCUGGUACUCACAGAGAAAGCUGUGAAUGAUAUGAACAGGAAUCUUAUCAUCAAUGGUUCAAUCUCAAAACAGGUAUCCAUGUUUACAGAAGAUACAACACCACCUCAGUUACUGUCAUUUGAUCUUGACAUGGACAGUCUGGGGAAAAUGACUCUUUCUUUCUCAGAGACAGUGAAUGUCAUCACUUUGAACGUAACGCAUAUUGUUGUACAGUCAUCAUAUUCCAGCAAUAUGAAUGGAACUGUGGUGUAUCGGUUGCAAGAAGCGAUAGAAUUCCCUAUGGGCACAAUUUCUUUCAGUGAUAAUGGCCCAGUUGUUGUUCUUGAUCUUGGGUCGGUGGACAUGAAUAAUAUCAAGAAACUAACAACCCUUGCACAGCAGAAGUCAGACACGUGGAUUAGUGUAACAUCAGGGCUAAUCCAAGAUAUGGAUGGACAUGAAGUUGUUGCAAUUGAUUCCCAUAAUGCCACAAGAGUUUCUGUUUACACUCCAGACAUAACAAGACCAACAUUGCGUGAGUUUGUGUUAGACAUUGAUGCUGGAGAACUGAUACUUACAUUUGAUGAGGCAGUUGAUGUUAGCAGUGUAGAUCCUAGUGGAUUUACGAUCCAGAACAGUGAGAGCCGCAUUUCAUUUUAUACUCUAACUGGUGGUGGUAUUGAGGGAGAAGAUGGCACUGUAGUAACAUUCAAACUGGACAGUAUAGAUUUAAACAAAGUCAAAGGUAAUCAAGUGUUAGCAACACUCCCAGAUGCUGAUGAUACAUAUUUAGCAAUGAGUGAUACAGCUAUCACUGACUUGGCACGAGAAGCCAAUUUUGCCAAUAGAACUUUACUGCCGGUGGAAGUGUUGAUACAUGAUACAACUCAACCAAAUAUCACUCAAUAUAGUGUCAGUAUCAAUGACAGUCUGCUUAUUAUAAACUAUGACGAAUAUGUAGAUCGAUCAACACUGGACUUUACUACAAUUACGUUACAAUCAGCAGCUAACAUUUCUCAUGCAGAACAAUGGUAUAAGCUGACUGGUGGUAACUGCUCCAGUGAAGAUGGGCUGCAGAUGAGGAUUGAAAUAACAGUGCAUGAUUUGAAUGAGAUCAAGAAAAGAGAUAAGUUGUUUAUUAGCAGAGAUACAGCUUUCAUGACAGUGGCUAUGUCACACAUCAUGGACAUGAUUGGUAAUCCUCUCUUUGCUAUACCUUCAACGUUAGCUGAGCAGGCUACUGUGUUUGAAGAUGAUACAACUCGACCUCGUCUGUUUGCAUUCCAUCUUGACUUGAAUGUUGGAACACUGACUUUAACUUUUCCAGAGACGAUGGAUGUUUCAACUAUUAAUUUCACAUCAAUUGCUAUCCAAGCAGACUCAGCUGUUGAUUCAGCUAGUGAUCGACACGUUCUAACUAGUGGGUCAUUAGGUAGCAAUGAAGACUCUACAGUUGUUGUGAUUGUACUUACAACUCGUGACCUCAAUGAUAUCAAACAGAAAGAAAUUGCAACUUCUAGACUGUCCAGCUGGAUUACAAUAGAGCCAACAGUUUUGAUGGACAUGAAUGGCUUGCUAGUUCAACCGCUCUACAAUGGGUUGUCUUCUCAGAUUGCAGCACAGUAUACAGUAGACAGAACACGUCCUGAACUCAUUGAUUUUGAUUUGGACUUGAACUUUGGCCGUUUGAUUCUACACUUCUCAGAAACUGUCAGGUCUAGAUCCUUGAAUGUCACGUCCAUUACAAUUCAAAAUGCCCAAACUGCCACUAGUCUUGAAACCUCCCGUACCUUGGUGGGAAACUUAGCACCAUCUCGAGUAAACUCUCCUACUCUUGUUGUUUUGAUGACUGACGACGAUCUGAAUGAACUUAAGAGAAUACUGUCACUAGCAACCAACAGCUUAAACACUUUUGUUAUGCUGAGAGCGAGCACAGUCUAUGAUAUGAUGGAAAAUUACCUUGUUCCAAUUUGGGACUCAGAAGCAAUUGUAGUUCGCCACUUUACAGAAGACAUGAUGCCUCCAAUGCUUGUAUCUUUUGAUUUGGACGUGGAUUCAGGAACUUUGACGUUGAAAUUUUCUGAGACUGUUAAUGCAUCAUCUCUAAUACCAGAAAGCAUUGAGCUACUGCGUAAUCCACGUACAUUUGACAAAAUCAUGUUGACAGGUGGUCUUGUUGUAUACUGUGAUGGUGUAUCUGUUGUUGUCAGUUUGAAUGAUGAGGACCUAAAUGUUUUGAAGCACUACACGACUAUCUGUACUGUUGGGACAAAUGAUUGUCUGACUCGACUAAGUAGCAACACAGUCAAAGAUAUGAAUGGAAAUUACUUGAAUUUUACUGAUGUCAUUGCUGUCGAAAAUUUUCACAAGGAUGAGACAAGACCACACCUGGUGUCAUAUAGCUUUGAUAUGAAUCAUGGAAUACUGAGUCUCACUUUCUCUGAGGCUGUCAAUCAUCUUGAUACUGACAGGCGAGCAGAUGGGUUGGACCCAACUCAGAUUAGUUUGCAGUCUAGCACGCAUGAAGAAGAAUGGUUGUCUGGCAACAUAUACCAAGGUGUUGCACGACGUUACACUUUGACUGGAGGAACAGUCACAGGACCAGCAGUCAAUCCAGGCCAUCCACCUGUUCUCGAUGUUCACCUGACUUUAGAUGACCUGAAUGUCUUGAAGAGCUUGCAAUCAGUGGCAACAAAGCUAGAAAACACAUACUUAACACUAACUAACGUCACCACUGUUGACAUGUUGGACUUGAACAUUAUUCCUAUUGAAAAUGGAAAUGCCUCUCAGGCUCGAAGCUACAUUGCCGAUACAGUUGCUCCCGAACUGGUUGCGUUUGACAUGGAUGUGGAUGCUGGAGAGCUUACCUUAAUAUUUUCAGAGAGUGUGAAUGUGAGCAGUCUCAACCCAAAGGAGAUAACUUUGCAAGGAUCAACUCCUCUGCUUAACAAUGCUUACACACUUAGUGGAGGAAAAUCCAUCAGCUACAACAAUCCUGUUAUUCAUCUGGAACUUUUGUUCAGUGAUUUAAAUGAAAUCAAAAGGCUGACAGGGUUGUGUACUGGAAAGAACACGACAUUUAUUUCCAUUACUCAGCAGCUUGUUACAGACAUGAAUGACAAUGCAGUAAGCGGAAGACCUCCCAACAAUGCAUUGCAAGUCAGAAACUAUACUGGAGACAUAAUCAGCCCUCAUCUAGUUCAGUCUACAGUUGAUUUGGAUUCAGGGCGUAUUCAUUUGACAUUUACUGAGACUGUAAGGCAGUCGUCUCUUGUACUAAUGUCCAUCACUUUGCAGAGUAGUGAUCAAGCUGUAAAUUCAACCACAUUAGCAAUAUCCGGAGGGACAAUAGAAACGGGCGAUGGUCUAAUACAGACAUUUGCUUUUACUGAUGAUGAUUUAAAUUCACUAAAGCGUCUUGAAGAUCUUUGCACUAGGCAGGCCAAUGGAGCGGACUGCUAUCUGUCUUUUGUCAAUACAACUGUUGAAGAUAUGAACUCGAAUGUUGUCGUUCCACCAUCUCCACUCACUGGUGUCUUAGUAUCAGAGUAUAUUGCGGACACUAACGGUCCACUUCUUGUUCAAUAUAGUGUAGACAUGGCGUAUGGUAAUGUUACUUUGGAAUUCAAUGAGACAGUCAAUGUGAGCAGUUUUGAUCCGACAGGACUGACGUUCAAUGGGUUCUUUGUUGAUUCUCCAGGUGUAGUUCAACUGCAGUUGACAGGAGGACAACCUGUGACUGAUACCAACAGUCUGAUGGUACAAUUUGUAUUUAACAGACAAGAUGUUGAGCUGUUUCGAAGAACACCUAAUUUCUUGGCUGGACCUUCUAACACGUAUCUUAGAAUUGACUCUUCAACAAUUAGAGACAUGGCAGGCAAUGCAGCUGUACAUAGACCAAGCAGCCCUGGUAGGUAUGAGGUAGUUGACAGUUUUGUCGAAGACUACUUGGCACCAGAAAUUGUUGCUGCUUCUAUUAACAUGACCGAUGGUACAUUACAACUUGAGUUUUCAGAGACAGUGCAAAGGGCGACUUUUCAAUCUAAUCUUUUGACAAUUCAGAAUCAGUUCAAUGCAACAGAUUCGUACACUCUUACGAGAGCAGUCAUAACUGGUGCAGGAGAUGAUUAUAUUCUGAAACUCAUUUUGUCAAAUGUUGACUUUCAAGAACUGCAGUCACGAGACGAUCUAGCCAAGUCCAUCAAUAGCACUUUCAUUGUUUAUGACAGUGGUCUUGUGGAGGACACAAAUAACAAUAAAAUAUCACCAAGAAUCAAUGCUGUAAAUCCAUUGCAAGUGUUUUCAUACACACGAGACAGUGUUGAUCCAAAGGUUUUUCAGUUUUUGUUGCUCGAUCUGAAUGUGCGGGAGUUGGAGGUUGCAUUUGAUGAGCCUGUCAAUGCAUCUGCGACCAACGUCACUUUGUUCACUUUGCAGAAACGAGAUAAUUACGAGUUAUUUGGUGGGACCAUCUUCUUAUUGAGUGGAGGUAGCGUUCGAUAUGGUGACGAUUCACUUGGUCCCAGACGAAAAUUAGUCAUUGGCUUGACUCCUGAGGACUAUGAAUAUCUGGUUCUAAAUGAAGAUAUUGCCACAAAGACAGACGACACAUUCUUGUCUCUUCCUUACAGUGCAGUAAGAGAUAUGGCAGGUAAUAGUCUUGUUGAAGUUCCUCGAACUGAUGCACAAAAGGUCGUCAAGUUUCAACCAGAUGACAGUAUCCCUGAGCUAGUGCGGUUUGACUUGGAUCUUGAUGCGGGAACCGUUCGAUUGGAGUUCAGUUCUGUGAUUGAUGUUAAAACAAUGAAGCCUACUGCAGUUACCAUUCAACAUGCUCAUUUGGCAGACCCAACUCGAAGACAUAAGCUGACCGGUGGCACUACCACUAGUCAAAAUGGUUUCUUUGUUGUGAUUGAUCUGAGUGAUAAUGAUCAGAAUGAGAUAAAACGACUCACUGGAUUAGGAUUGGCAACAAGUAUCAAUACUUCUAAGGUCACUGUAGAUGCAGAUUUCAUUAACGGAGUUUCUGGACGAGAUGUCUUAGCUGUCACAGAUGGAACUGCUCUCAAUGCCACAACAUACCAGGAAGAUACCACGCGUCCCAAGUUGUUUCAUGUGAAUGUCGAUUUUAAUCUUGAGAUGAUUUCACUCAUAUUUGAUGAGACAAUUCGUGCGUCUUCGCUGAACAUUACAGACAUAGUGCUGCAGAACUCACGUUCUAAUGCAUCAUCGACAUAUCGCUUGACUGCAGAAGGAUUGGGACAGUGGAGAACAAACUCAUCACAAGAAGAUGACACAGUCAUAGUCAUCACACUUGGAUCUACUGACCUGAACGCCAUAAAGGGAAUUACAAGUUUAGUCACUGGAUCAAAUGAUACGUUCCUGACAUUGUCAGAUUUGGCCGCUAAUGACAUGAAUGGUAAUCGUCUGGUGCCUAUCAGAAAUGACAAUGCCACAAAGGUGAUUAUAUACACAGAAGAUAAGACAGAUCCUCAAAUUGUAGCCUUUUCUCUAGACGUUGAUGACGGUAUUCUGACAAUGACUUUUACUGAGAUUGUGAACGUUAGCUCUUUGGACACUUCGUUCAUUCGCUUGCAAUCCGGGAAGACUGACUUGGUCCACACAUCUGAUUUGACUAGCAGUAGUGUGGCCACACAGACAGUUAAUGAUUACAUCAUUACAAUAUCAAUUGGAAUUGAUGAUCUUAACAGAAUCAAACUGGUUAGAUCACUGGCUCAAGACAAAGGAUCGACUUGGAUGAGUUUGGGUGCUGAUGCCAUACGGGACAUGAACAGAAACCGCGUCCAAGAGAUCAGAGAUGGAGACGCAAUAGAGGUGCUUGGGUACUCUGCAGAUAUCACCAACCCAAAUCUGAAUAGCUUUCACUUGGACAUGAACAGUGGAUUGUUGCAUUUGACAUUUGAUGAAACAAUUGAUGUUAAUUCACUAAACAUCACUCGUGUCACUCUGCUCUCAUCCAGCACAGCUCCAGGGUCCUUGCAACAGCACUCAUUUGCACAGUUGGAUGCUGUUACAGGAGAUGGACAUGAAGUAUCAUACCAAGUUGGCAUUGAAGAUCUUCAUGCUGUUAAACUAAAGACAAAGCUGGUGACCUCUAGAAUGAACACGUGGCUGAAGAUUGAACCUGCUUCUUUUACAGACACGGCUCUGAUUCCAAACGAUGUCAAUUUUGCAUACAUAAAUGCCUACAAUUUUACGGAGGACACAACAAGACCAGAACUCAAGAGCUUCCUCACUGAUGUCAAUGCUGGUGUCCUCACCUUGAACUUUGACGAACCCGUCAACGUUUCAUCAUUUGUCUUCACAUCGUUUACCCUGCGUGCUGGUCGGAGCAGAAGAUCAAGGUUGUAUCAACUGACAGGAGGGGAGAUCAACAGCACGGUCAAUGGUUUGUCAUCUGUUUUGGUGAUGUCACAUGACGAUCUCAAUAAUGUGAAAGACAACGAGGGUCUCUUGAUCAGCCAUGAAACGUCCUAUCUCACAUUUCUGACAGGAGCAGUCAAAGAUAUGAACGGGAACGAAAUUGCUGAAGUGGACAUAUCAAGCGCAAUACAAACAGUCUAUUUCAGAAACGAUACUAUCCAGCCAGAACUUGACCAUUUUGAUCUCGACAUGGAUGCGCCUGCAACGUUACUGUUAGUAUUUGUAGAGACCGUUGAUUAUCAAAGCGUUCAGCUGUCUAGAAUAACUCUGCAGUCGUUGUUCAACACAACUGAUGACAAAGACAGACAGACUUUGAGAGGAGGUAUCGUUUCAUCCAACGAUGACACUCACAUCAGUAUCUCCCUUGAACAAGACGACGUUAAUGCUAUGAAGUACAAACAAAUUGGAUUAUCAAACUUGACGUCAUGGUUGGUGAUGGAUGGAGAUAGUGUCAAAGAUCAGAAUGGUUUAGAACUUGUCCCACUUCUUAAUGGUAUUACUGCACAACGAGUCUCUCAACACACAUUAGACACGACAAGACCGAAGCUGGAGUCGUUUGAUCUCGAUGUAGAUGGAGAUGGAGUACUACACCUGACGUUUAGUGAGACUGUUGAUGCAAGUACUUUGAAUGCAACACAACUCACUCUGCAAAAAGAUCGUUUAUCAUUGGGAAACUCAUUUAGUCAUCAUACAUUCUCGUUGUCUACUGUAACUUAUGAGCUAGACAGACCCGUCCAGGUUGUGAGCAUUGCCAAAACAGAUCUGGAUGAACUGAAACAAAAGAGUGGACUGGCAACAUACAAUGAAACUUCUUUCUUGUCGUUCUCUGAUGACUUUGUCAAAGAUAUGAGUGGCAAUAAUGUGGUUGCUGUUGCCUUCACAAAUUCAAUUGUUGUAUCGAAGUUUACUGCAGAUACAACUAUCCCUAGUUUGGAACAAUAUGAUGUUGACAUUGACUCUGGCUUGUUGUUGCUUACUUUCUCUGAGACAGUGAACGCUUCUUCAUUGGAUGUGACUCAAUUCUUGUUGCAAAAUGAUUCUCAAAGAAAUCGACGUGUUGUUUCUGAGUUCAGGUUGACUGACGAUUCCUCAAUUGUAGGAGAAGAUCCAGUUGGACAAGACGACGUUUCUAUUGUGAUUCAAAUUGGUCAAAAUGAUCUUAACAGGAUCAAAUAUCUUACUGACUUGUUUACUUCACGUCUCAACACACAUCUCACUUUGACGUCCAGUGCAAUCAGGGACAUGAACAACAAUGCUGUGGAGGCAAUAAACACAAACAAUGGGCAGCAAGUGAUUACGCACACGUCAGAUACUACAAGACCACAACUCCAUUUGUUUCAUCUCGACAUGAAUAUUGGGCAGAUUACACUGGUAUUUAAUGAAACAGUUGACGCACAGUCACUCGACGUGACAAAGCUGACUCUCCAAGGCCACGCCAACCAAUCAGAGGCAGAAUACUUUACUCUAACGGGAGCUCAUAUGACUUCAAAUGAUGAUUCAACCCAGUUGAGAAUCAUCCUUCUGAAUGAUGACUUGAAUGUGGUAAAGCAACUAGGGAGUUUAGCCUACAAUUUUUCCAGUAGUUUCCUCUCAUUGGCAAAUGACUCAGUUCAAGACAUGAAUAGCAACUGGAUUGAACCUAUUCUUGCCUGGAGUGGUGAAAGAGCUAGCAAUUUCAUUGCAGACAGAACUUCUCCCGUUCUUGACUCCUUUGACUUUGAUCUUUCCGCUGAGACGUUGACAUUGUAUUUCAACGAAACCGUUAUGAUCAAAUCACUCAAUUUUAAGCAGAUCACAAUUCAAAGUGGCUCUCACGCCGAUCAGUAUGUGCAACUAACGGGUGGUAAUAUUGAUCACAGUGACAGCGCAACUGUUGUAUUGCGUCUGCUAAAGAAGGAUUUGGAUGACAUCAAGGCAGCGUCUUUAUUGGCAACAUCAAAGACUGACACAUAUCUUGCAAUCACAAAUUCAACCGUUUUAGAUAUGAACUACAAUCGAAACAAGGAAGUUUCAGUCGAUUUCCCGUUGCCUGUUCUAAUAUAUGAGGCUGAUCAUGUUCGACCUCGUUUGGAUGGUUUUGAUUUGGACAUGGAUAAUGCAAUUAUGAGGUUGACGUUCAGUGAGACGGUAAAUGUGUCGUCUCUAGAUGUUACACAAAUAACUCUGCUGCCCUGGCUUGAUGCUGUGUCCAGUGAUCACACAUUGGAGGCAACAAGCACAAGCAUCAGCUCCAAUAAUCCUAUCGUUGUCAUCAAACUGAGCGAAAAUGAUUCAAAUAGAGUUAAGCAGCUCACCGAACUGGCUGUUUCCAAUGAAACCAUCUAUUUGUCCAUCCUAGACACCACCAUUCGAGACAUGAACAGUAACAGGGUCCACCCUAUCAACAGGACUUUAUCCCUGAGAGUUUCGGCGUUCACUGGUGACACGACUUCUCCGAUACUGAGGAAUUUUUCGUUGGACAUGGACAGUGGCAACAUGACAUUAACGUUUUCUGAAACAGUGAAUGUCUCUUCACUGAUUGUGAGUGGCAUCACGUUGCAAAACGACAGCAUAUUGAUGCCAUCUCAUCUUCAACUGCGAGCCGCUUCAACAAGACAGUCAAACGAGCCAUUUAUUGUUGUGUACUUUUCUUAUCAUGAUUUUCAAGAGCUAAAACGGCAGCGCCUGUUGACGUCUAGACUAGCCAACUCAUGGCUGUCUUUACUUGAUGUUACAUUAAUGGACAUGAACGACAACCUGGUUGUACCAAUCUCGAGAAAUGAGGCUAAACUAGCCAUCUCUUUCAUUGAAGAUACGACUUCUCCCAUGUUGGAAUCAUUCGAGUUUGAUGUCGACUCGGGCACGUUGGUUUUGAAUUUUAGCGAAACGGUUGAUUCAUAUACGUUUAAUCCAGUGGAAAUCACUCUUCAAGAGACAUCGAAUGGAACGACUCCAAACUCGUUCACUCUUACUGGGGCCAACUGGAUAUUCAAUGAUUCGACAACUAUUGUUGUCACUCUUCUAGAGAGAGACUUGAAUGAGGUGAAGAAAAUCAGGAAUUUAGCUACCCUGGCGUCAGGCAACAAUACUUACGUUUCGAUGACUAACAAAACAGUUGCUGAUAUGAAUGGUAAUGUUGUGAUUCCUGUUCUCUCCUCUCGUGCUAUUCGGAUUAGAUCAAUGUUGGUACUGGACACAACCAAGCCGUCUCUGGUCUCGUUUGACUUGAAUAUGAACACAGAACGUCUGGAAAUGACAUUUUCGGAAACAAUGGACGUGACAACGUUGUUUCUCAAUGAAAUAAUCAUUCUCAAUCGCAAUAAUAGUGAUAAAGUGCGACUUACAGGAGGUUCUACACCUUCUGAAGACUCGACUGUUAUAGUAGUGCAACUCGAUGUUGACAACUUAAACGAAAUAAAACGUAGGAGUUUUGCCACUGACAAGAUGGACACGUUUGUCUACCUCAGCCCUGUCGCUAUUAAAGACAUGAACGGCAACUUGUUAGAUGUGUUUGGUUCGAUGCAGGUCAGCAACUACACUAGAGACACAAUCAGUCCAGUCGUCGUACAAUUUGACUUAGAUAUGAAUUCGCAUCAGUUGCGUAUCACUUUCAACGAGACAGUCAAGACAGACUCAUUGUUGUUUACGGAGUUGACCAUACAGAGCAACAUUCGUCUCUCUUCCUCACACUAUAGGACGUUGACCGGAGGAAGAAAUCUGACAAGAGAUGGAACCGUUCUCGUUGUAGAACUUGAUGUAGAUGAUGCAAAUUACAUCAAGAAGUUUGUCUCAUUAGCGACGGAAGUAAAUAAUACGUUUUUGUCGUUAACCAACUUGUCGAUCGUUGACAUGGCUGACAAUCCCGUGAUGGCUAUUUCGUCUGACAAUGGACAACUCGUCACUGUGUUUGUGGAAGACAGCACACCACCUGAACUCGUAUCUUUCCAUCUUGAUUUGACAUUUGAGGAACUACGCUUGACAUUUACUGAAACGGUGAAUGUAUCGUCGCUUGACCCAAUGCAGAUCACUUUGCAAGACAGUGAAGAUCCGUCUGCCACGUACCAAUUGACUGGUGGUGUUGUUCACCCUUACAUCAACGAUACAGACGUGAUAUUAUCGCUGACGGCGUUUGACUUAAACGAAAUCAAGAAGAACGACGCUCUGGCCACAUCACGUUUAAACACUUUUCUUACUUACACAGAAGGGAUGAUUACUGACAUGAACUACAAUCCUGUUGUUAGCAGAGACACCAUCACUUCGUCUUCUUCAGGCUCUGGCUCGGAGUCUGGAGUAAGAGAUGAACAAGGUCCUUUGCAAGCAAAGAAUUUUAUGGAAGAUACAGUUAGACCCGAAUUGAGUAUGUUUGAUGUUGACAUGAAUAUGGGUCGUUUAAAGUUGACGUUUAGUGAGACGGUAAGAGUGAGCACCCUUUAUCCACAAGGAUUAGCUUUACAGAGCUUUGCCAGCAAUGUAUCUGGCUUGUUAUUUCACCAUUGGCUAACAGGGGGAAGCUCAAAUGCAACAGCACAGCCAGUCGUGUUGAUACAAAUGACAGUCGAGGAUGUGAACAGGAUCAAACAGCUUCCACCUCUGGCAUCUUCAAUAUCUUUCACCUACUUGGCAGCUAUUCCUAAAACCAUCCGUGACAUGAACAAUAAUAGCUUAGUGUCAGUAAACGUUUCAUCUGGUUUGCAAGUGAAGAACUUCACAGCAGACACGACAAGACCGCGUCUCAUCUCAUACAACUUGGACGUGAAUACUGCGUUUCUCUCUUUGACUUUUGACGAAACGACGUUGGCAGAAUCACUAAACGUUUCUCAGGUUACUAUCCAAAAUGCUGCAUCUGCCCCUACCAGUUUCUAUCAACUCACAACAGAGUCAAGCAACUUGAUGGCUCGCAAUGGAGACAACACGGUCAUUGUAGUUGUUAUUGGUGACGCUGAUCUGAAUGAGAUAAAGAAACUUGUUUAUUUGGCAACUGAAACGAAUACUACGUACCUUACUUUCACUGCACUAGCCAUAUCCGAUAUGCAAGACAACGCAGUUGUCCCUAUUGAGACAGGACAGCUUGUUGAACGGUACACACCUGACACCACCAAACCCACUCUGCAAAGCUUUCAAACUGACAUGCACCGUCGGCUUCUCUUCCUCACGUUUUCUGAGACAGUCUUGUCCUCUUCUCUCAAUGUGUCUCAACUGACUCUGCAAGAUGCUGCCACUGCCGUUGGGCCAACGCAUUCUCUUACAUCUUCAUCAACCAAUAGCUCGGAUGGCCCCGUUAUUGUUAUUUCUCUCAGCUCGUUCGACAUCAACAGACUGACAUUCUUUACCAACAUGAUGACUUCAAGCAAUGAUUCGUUUUUGGUAUUGAGUGAAGCUGCUAUUGAGGACAUGAACGAGAACCGAGUCAAACCGAUUGCAAAUGGUCAUGCGCAACAGGCGAGCAUCUACACGGAAGAUCUCCUUAAUCCAACUCUAGAGAGUUUCACUGUUGAUCUUGACCGACACGAAGUCAGUCUGUCGUUUGAUGAGACCGUCAAUCUAACGACUGUGCAGCCAACUCGCUUCUACGCAUAUUCGAAUGGGAACGGCUCUCUGAACUACCAGCUAACAGGAGGCACAAUAAAUGGUACAUACUCCCACAUCUUUAUUAUUCACUUGACCAUACCUGAUGUCAAUAACAUCAAAACUAUCAGACAUUUGUGGACAACAGCAAACGAUACGUGGUUGUACAUGAAGGCAGCCGCUCUAGAAGACAUGAGCAACAACAAAGCCAACUCAGCGAUCCUUCCCGUCUUAUCGACUCCCAUUGAACGCGUUUCACCUAAUCUCAUUUCGUUUGCCGUCAACAUGACGUCUGGCACGCUGACGCUCAAUUUUGACGAACCAGUGAAGCCGGAGACUCUCAACUACACGCUCAUUAGCCUACAUGGUGCUAGAAAUGGCAGUGAGAUGUACAGACUAACAGGAGGGACAAGUCCAAGUGAUGAUGGUCUCGUUGUGAUCGUUCAAUUUACAUUCAUUGAUCUCAACAACAUUAAAGCUUUAGAGGAUUUCUUUAUUAGUAGGAAUACGUCGUAUAUUUCUCUUGGAGAAGGAACGAUAAAAGACAUGGUCAACAAUCCUUCUUCAUCGACAAACGGAACCAUUCAGGCUGAUGUAUUCUUUGACGACAUGACGGGACCUUAUCUUGUUAGUUACGAUCUCGAUAUGAAUAUUGGCCAUUUGUUGUUGACUUUCUCCGAAACGGUUGACGUUUCAUCAUUUCGUUUUGACAACUUUAUCAUUCAAGUUCAAUCUAAUGUGAGUGAUAGACAUCCAGAGUACGCGCAUACGUUGACUGGAGGGAGAGCUGUGAGUACGGUAACCCUACUAGAUAACAGACAUGUCACACUUACCCUCUCUCUUGAUGAUUUGAAUGACAUCAAAGUGAAGCGCAUCGCUACAAGCAUCAACGCAUCAUGGCUGGUGAUGGCAAGUGGAGCUCUAGUGGACAUGUUUGGUGAGCCUGUAGUGUCUCUUCUCAACGGAGUGAACGCCAUGAGACCUCGUAAUUACACCCCAGAUACAACCACUCCUCGACUAGACGACUUUGACUUGUCACUCGACAGUGGCCUCUUGACGCUCUAUUUCUCAGAGUCUGUUGAUGUGUCGACGUUUAACGUGACAGAAAUCACUUUAUUGAAUAAAAACAGAAGUGCGACGUCUUCAUAUAGUCUCACCAGUCAGUCCAGCGUAGUGUCUGACGACGGACCAACUGUAGUCGUGAGUUUGAGCGACUUUGAUCUGAAUACUAUCAAGCAGAUGCAAUAUCUGGCCACUACACGUUAUGACACAUUUAUCUCGUUUGGGACAGAACUUGUGGCGGAUACGAUUGGUAUCAAAGUGGUUGGAAUAGGGAUGGACAGUGCUCACCAGGUGCAGGUCGUCCAUGAAGAUGGGUCGAAACCCGAGUUGCUGGGUUUUGAUCUUGAUAUGAAUUCUGGUAAUCUGACGCUCACGUUCACCGAAACGGUCAACGUCACUUCUCUCGACUUCUCAAAAUUUUCGAUUUCGAAUGGACGGGAUGUCAAUGCUUCUUACUAUCGCAUGCACACGCUUAGUGGUGUUGGUGGUUACCCAGAUGGUACCGUGUCGGUUAGUAAUGAUUGGCCUGUUAUUGUCUUACAACUCGGACACAGAGAUAUCAAUCAAUUGAAGAAAAUACGUACUCUUGCUACUGGGCAAAACGACACGUAUGUUUUCUUUGAGAGUGACUUCGUCUCAGAUAUGAAUAACAAUCGAGUUGUUGCUGUUUCUUCUGCUGAUGCCUUGAACGUGAGUUUACUCACUAUUGAUACAACUGAGCCAGUCUUGUUAAGUUUUGACUUGGAUAUGGACGAGGGACUACUCAUAUUGAAGUUUUCGGAAACAGUUAACGUUGCUGACACGUUUAACGUUACACAAAUCACUGUCCAAAAUGAUGUGGUGGCUGUCGGUAGGAAUGUCACUCAAACUCUUCAUGAUUUUGAGUGGCCGACUGGUAGUAGGACACUCAGUGAGGACGGGCCGGUUGUGACCAUUCAGUUGGGAUUUAUCGACUUGAAUGAGAUCAAGUACAAGCGAGCUCUCGCAACGACCACCAACAACACUUUUAUUUCGUUGACUAAUUUGACGGUGGAAGACAUGAAUAGCAACGCGCUGGUUUCUACUCUGACAACAGAAGCGAUGAGAGUGGAUGCGUUUACUGAAGAUACAUCGAAUCCUGUCUUGCUUGACUUUUCUCUUGAUAUGGACGCCACAACAUUGACGCUAACGUUUGACGAAUUUGUGGAGACGGAGUCGCUCAACGCAAGCGGCAUCACAGUCCAGAACUCAAUGUAUGCCAACUUUAUGUACCACUCUAGUCCGAGAACUCUGCUGUUUGGUUCUACUGGAAGCACAACGAGAUCGGAUGACAAUCAUAUUGUGGUUGUCGAUCUAGGAGCCGACGAUCGGAACGAAAUAAAACGGAGACGAAAUCUUGCGGUCAACAAGAACACAACGUACGUGCUGCUGUCGUCUAUUGCCAUUACUGACAUGAAUGGAAACACUGUAACGGAGAUUGUGGAUGGACUGGCCAGACAAGCGGCUGAAUAUGUGGAGGAUAAGACGGCUCCUGUUGUGUCUGCGUACAGUAUUGAUAUGGACGAUGGGGUGCUCGUGUUCACGUUUGAUGAGACAAUCAGAGCAGACAGCAUCAAUCUGACGGAGUUCACUCUGCAGGAUGGUUCAUGUCGAGUCGACUACAAUCACACUCUAACCGGAGGAGAAAGCACUGUGUCGGAUGGAACAGUUAUUGUUGUUCAACUGACUGUUUCCGAUGUGAACGAAAUCAAACGCAAGCAUCUGUGCCGGGACCGUCUCGACUGUUUCCUGCUUCAUCGGAACACCUCCGUGUACGACAUGUCAUUCAAUGUGAUCGAUGAGAGAGCGGAUUGUGAUGGUUUGAUGGUGCGUGAGCAGACACCAGAUACCACGCGUCCUCGACUAGUCGAAUUUACAACCAACAUAACUUCCGAAACAUUGACUCUUACCUUUACCGAGACGGUCAAUUCGUCGUCGAUGAACUUCUCUGCUUUCCGACUUCAGGAUUUCUUCGAAGGCAGCACACAUUAUACUCUUACCUCCGGUGUUCGCCAGAUAGACGACAGUACGGUUGUGGUGUUGACAUUUUCUUGGGAUGAUUUGAAUGCCAUCAAACAGAACACGGAGAUAUUUACGGACAGAACGAACGCGUGGCUCGUCUUCAACGAGUUUGCCAUUCACGACAUGGCUCUCGUGCCUAAUCGUGUCAUUCCCGUCGUCGAUACGACAGACUUGGCGAGUGGAGAGGUAAGCAAGUCGUUCUACGAAGACGUCACUCCUCCCGUUUUGUGGGCAUUCGACGUCAACAUGCACACGCACCAGUUGACGCUUUAUUUCUCGGAGACGGUCAAAGCCAGCAGUCUGACGAUCGACGAGAUCACAUUGCAAAACAGAGAGAAUAGAUCACACGCAACAGAGUGGCAUACUCUCAGUCCUGGGGAAAAGCCAUGGCGGUCGUCAUCAAUCAGCACGGAUCACCAUACAAUCGUUAUCAACAUGGGACGAGACGACACAGACAAGAUUAAGGCUUUAACCGACUUGGCAACGUUCGAAAAUAACACCUUUAUUACUUUCUCUCGCAAUCUCGUGUCCGACAUGAAUAGCAACUCUGUCGUUUCUGUUGACGUUUCUAGUGCUCAACGUGUGCUCGUCUUUACAGAAGACAAAGUGAGACCUCGACUUCUCUCCUUUGAUUUGGACAUCGACAGUGGAGAUAUGACCAUGACAUUCUCGGAGGCGAUGAACACAUCCUCUCUUGUUGUAUCCGACAUUCGUUUGCAGGCUGGUGAACACAACACGACGACGUAUCACCUCUUGUCCGGUGGUGCACCUCCAAACGGUAGUGUGACCAACAGCAAGGAUGUUGCUCUGGUGGUUCUAGAGCUGGGAGACAAUGAUCUCAACGCAUUGAAGAAGAAUACGGCAUUGGUGAGCGACGUUAACAACACGUACGUCUCACUGAAAGAGACCGCGUGGUCAGACAUGAACGGAAAUCUUGUUGUUGCCAUUGACGACGACAAUGCCACGCACGUUACUCGUUUCACCUUGGACACAACCAGACCGACUUUGUUAUCAUACAAUGUUAACUUGACCGCCGAGACUAUCACAAUGUCGUUUGAUGAAACCAUCGACGUCAGUUCUGUGCGUAUUGAUGAGAUCACCUUGCAGGCGCGUGGAUACACAUCUCUUGCAUCCCUCGUCUUACAUUACUAUCUCAGCAACGGGACAACAAACGCAGACGACAGCGAUUUGUUAGAGAUCUCGUUCGACUUUGAUGAUUUGAAUGAUAUCAAACGACUUACGGGCAUAUUUGUCAGCAACAUCACCUCUUAUCUCUCAUUUUCAAGCGACUUUCUCGUCGAUAUGAAUUCGAAUCCUGUACAAGAGAUCAUAAACGGCCGUGCUCUGCCUGUCACUGUAUUUACCCCGGAUUUGGCGCCACCCGAACUCUGGACGUUCUCACUGGACAUGAACAGUGGCAUACUGCUAUUGACGUUUUCAGAGAUUGUCAAUGUGUCGUCGUUUGACGUAACGGCUAUUACUAUAAAAUCCGCUCCCGUCAAUCCAAUGGGUAGAAGCCGUCGUCUGACGGAAGAGAGCCAACUGCAGACAGAGAAGAACGAACGCAUUGUGUCCGUACAGUUGGGCACAUCGGACUUGAACAAACUCAAGAGCAUCGAAGGACUGGCGACUGGCACUCAUAAUACAUUCAUAUCGAUCGACAGUCGUUUGAUAGCCGACAUGAACGACAACCAGGUGACAACUAUUGCUUACAACGACUCUCUACAAGCUACAGAGUUUCAACGGGAUGUGACGGCGCCGCAGCUCGUUGAGUUCUCCGUGGAUCUGAUCGUUGGGCAGCUAACGCUGCUCUUCAACGAGCCCAUCAACUCAUCGUUUACACAAUAUGAUGCUAUCACCGUGCAGGACGGGCUGUUGUCCGACGAUAACUACACGUUAACCGGUGGAACAAUCACUGCAUACAACGACAAGCUAACACUCGUGCUCCAGUUGAAUAAUCAAGAUUGGAUACACAUCAAACAGGAUCCUUCUCUUUACACAUCUUUACUGGACAGUUAUCUCACAUACAAGAUGAACGCAUUUGUGGACACGGCGACGGUUGGCAAUGAGGUUGUACCGCGAGUUGACGGAGUGUCGUCGUUGGAGGCGUCUAAUUAUACGUAUUAUCCAUUGCCUGUGUUCAUUGAAGUGAAACCAACAGCAGGAAGGGAGUCUGGUGGGACGCGUCUCGUAGUGCGAGGCUUGAAUUUUGGUCCCGUGGAGGGAUAUCCGGCUGCUAGGCGUGUGGAUGUGCUCAUUGGUGGAAGUCUUGCGUUGGGAACUCGAGUAAUUGAGAAUAACACGAUUGCUGAGACUUUCUCUCCGGCAGCUGGCCUAUCAAGUGUUCCUCUUUCACUUCAACUGACCAUCGACGACAGUGCACUCAUACAUCUAGUUCCUCGAGUGUUUACAUACCUCGAGCCUCCUGUCUUUGAUUUUAUCUUUCCUGUUGCUGGCACAAAAUAUGGAAACACGGUGGUAUCGAUUUAUGGACGAAAUUUCGGCCCCUCCACAGCUUCCGGGAACGGCCCCGUAGUGGCCGUAUGGAUAGGAGGCAAAGAGUGUACACUCCCAACUGUUGUUGAUAAUUCAAGUAUUACCUGUCAGACUCCUGAGUUAUCAAUUGGAGAUCACGACGUCGUGAUUGUUGUCGAUGAAGUUAACGUUACGGCAGCGGAUGCGUUCCGAACGCUCGACCCUCCGACAGUGACAGCAGUCGAUCCUCCUUCUACAUUCCUUCACGACACGACAGACAUCACCAUCACUGGCACACAGUUCGGUCCGACAAACGCCUCACACACAGCCAGACACGUUCGUGUGACUCUCAACGAUACACUCUGUCUCAAUCCUCACGUCACAGUCGAAGACACAACGAUUGUAUGUACAGCUCCUCCUUCUCUUGGUGGCCCGUCAAACAUCACUGUGUAUGUGGACGACGUCCCGUCUGCUAUUUCGUCUGUCAUUUUCUGGCAUUACGACCACCCGGGGACCAUCUCUUUUAGCCACGCCGUUUUCAAUGUGUCCGAAACGGAAUCUCUUGGAAAUGUGACGAUUACACGUACGAACUAUCCGGCAUUCGCGUCUCCUGUCAAUGUGACUGUUUGGGCGCGAGAUGCAACAGCUGAAUCGCCAUUUCACUUUGUUGCAUCGAAUGAAACGAAGAUGAUGGACGCGUUUGAGAACGAGCUGCAAUUUCAGGUUGUUAUAAUGGCUGGGAGCUACCAGCGGAUGAGACUGAGGAAAGGAGCGGAUGAUGAUGUGGACGUGGAAGUGGUGGUGACGUCUGUGGUGCCGCGACAUGGUGUCGCCGAGGUCGGGCGCUCCACGGCUGUGUUGACGAUUCGAGGUAUUUGCCAAGUGGUGUCCGACAAUUGUGUCGCUGACUGGACUUUUGACGGCAUCUUCUACUAUCGUAUUGACAGUCUGUCAUCUGAAGACGUUGGUGUUUGAUUUAGUUUUCUAUAUGUUGCUGGCAGUGAUGCGUUGAUGUUGACGUUUGAGCAUGUUUUUAUGCGUUUGCUGUGCUUUUGUAUCAAUCAGUCAAUCAAUCAAUAAUUUGAUGUUUUGA
Corticium candelabrum is the source of this 46312-nucleotide messenger RNA. RefSeq lists its product as uncharacterized. Gene Ontology annotation, cellular component: membrane. The record is from RefSeq and is a predicted model, not a curated record. NCBI's taxonomy places the organism in Eukaryota, Metazoa, Porifera, Homoscleromorpha, Homosclerophorida, Plakinidae. Gene Ontology annotation, molecular function: hormone activity. The coding region runs from base 1 to 46194 and encodes 15397 amino acids. The transcript is spliced from 3 exons. Gene Ontology annotation, biological process: cell communication.